AUGGGCAGCCAGGACAUCUCGCCCCUCCGGGAGACCAGCAAGGACCCAUUCUCCGGGGACUGCAGCUGUCGCCAGGAUGGUCUGACUGUGAUCAUCACCGCCUGCCUAACGUUUGCUACAGGAGUCACGGUGGCCUUAAUCAUGCAGAUCUACUUUGGAGACCCACAGGUAAGAAGAGGUAUUUGACUGUUUUUCUCUUGAUAGGGAAGCUUGCAUUGAAGUAGGAAGAACCUGCCUUUCACGAAUAAUGGUAGCUUCUAAUUUUGCUUGCUACAGUUAAUCAUGAUGUAUUCUUGCAUGCAGCAGCGGGAUUCAAAGUGCUGUUUUGGGAACUGCCACACUUCUCUUACUGUGCCAGUUCGAGAUCAACUACAAAUUGCAUAACUACUUGCUUAUAAUAGUGAGUGUAAUAGUUACUAUAGUUACCAGCAGCGUUCAAUGUUGCGAACUUACCAUGAGCAUGAAGCACUUUGAAUGCACCAUUUGUCAAAGGGUGAGCCGCACAUCGGAACCUCACUUUCCCAGUGCGGGUUCCUCUCUGUCAUGCGCUGCUCUAAGCAUGUAAGGGCUUAUCUGCACUUACCUUUUGCCAUGCUCUUGCUAGGCACAGGUCUGUGCUUUAAAGCUCUGUGUACAAGUGUUCUCCCCAUCCCAGAGCUUUCCCCAUGAAAACCCACCCUGCAAAGCUGAAGCACGACAAGCAGCUUUUUCGCGGAUUGCCAUUUGCUCCAGUUCAGCUGUAAAGAGUGUGUUUUCAUGGGGAAAGCUCUGGGGCAAGAAAAGAAAAGAAACCCAGACACAGAGCUUUAAAGUGUGGACCAUGCCUGGAAAGCAUAAAGGAAAGUCAAGUGUGAAUAAGCCCUAAAUGUAACCGGGCACAUUCUACGCAAGAUGGAUGGGUCCCACUGCAACACUAUUGUUCCUGCUCCUGCAGAGGCAACAUCUAAUGCUUUUGUACUAGAGCUGAAACGUUUUCACCUGUAUUUUUAUCCCAUCUUUAUGACUGACCCAAGAAAAGCUAGAGAGCUUCAUGGAUAAACAGGGAGCUGAACUAGUACCAGAGGAAGUUGCGUUAUACCAGGUCAGACAAUUUGUCCAUCUAGGCCAGUGACUGGCAGGAAGUCUCCAAGGUCCCUGGUGGAGAUCUUUCAUGUUCUUUACCACCUGAUCCUUUCUUCUGGAGACCCUAGGGACUGAAUCUGGACCUUCUGCAUUCAACUAAUGUGUUCUAUCACUGAGCUAUGGUUUCUUUUAUCAUAGUCUAACAUCCAUUGCACCACACUGGCUCUCUUUCCUCACUGAAGCCUUGUGGCUCAAAACAUGCAUUCAAUUCAAAAGAGAACCUCUUUCGCUUCCUGUAUCUCAGUUAAUAUUCGAGGUGCUUCCAGACAGGUGGUUAUUGUGGGAUCCGUGCUGCAUCAGAGUGCCAUUCCCUAUUUUUCUCUCUCCAUUUAAUCUGGAUUUACCUUUCUUGUGGAAAAACUGACAAGCUUCCCCUCCCCCCCCAAAAAAUGUUGCCAGUGACUUGUUUAUGAUAUGACCUGAAUGACCUAUCUGCUACAUACAGCCUCUAUCUGAAUGAUUCCUCAGUAAUGAUUCAUGACAAAAGCAGUCAACAGCAUUACCUGUGAAAACAAUCUAAAGUCCUAAGUAAGUUGCUCUCUUUGGGCAUUAAAGCAGGUACAAAAACCUGUGGCCCUCCAGCAGUGCUUUUUUUCUGGGGGGGACACAUGCCCCUAAACAUUUUGUGAAUCUAAGUUUGGCCUCUUUGAGGCGCAGUAUUUCAAUAUGAGUAGGAAAAUGAGAGUACCCCUAAACAUUUUUUAGAAAGAAAAAAAAAGCACUGCCCUCCAACUGUUGGAGGACCACAACGGCCAUCAUUUCUGAUCAUUGGCCAUGUUGGCUUGGGUUGAUGGGAAUUGGUGUCCAGCUACGUCUGGAGGGUCCCAUCCUUUCUUUAACAUAAACACAUGAUGGAGGCUGGACCUUUCUGGACCUACCUAGUCCACAGCACAUGAAGCUUUUGUCGCAUAAUGUGACUUCCCACAGAUAUUCCAUCAAGGUGCCGUAGUCACUGAUGCUGCUCGCUGCACAGCACUGGGGAUCGAGGUUUUGAACAAGCAAGGCUCUUCCGUGGAUGCAGCCAUCACUUCAGCCUUAUGCUCAGGAAUCAUCAACCCUCACACGGCCGGCAUUGGUGGGUAGGUGUUCGCCACGAUCUCCUUUGCUUAUCAUUUUUCAUCCUGUUGUGUCACCCUGGGAAGCCUCCAGGCCCUCAUCAGAAAAGAGAGUUCUGUUGUCAUUGCUGGGCAAACUCCUACGACUGUUGGAGAAGCGACCUUUGCAAAUGCUCCACGGUGAUAUCGGUCUUGUUGUUCUCACAUGGGCCUUAUUUGGCUGAGGUGGUGGUGCGGAAGUCCAUGCUGGUUUUAAGAUUUGCAUGUGGCAAAUUCAGGCUCAUGUGGCAGCCUGAAAGUUGAAUGAAACCUUCCGCAAGUUUUGACUGGCUCUUUUUCUUUGGAUUGUGGAGGAAAAAAGUUGUGUAAAUGUGCCCUACUGAACCAAUAACUGUACGCUAAUGAUAUUGUGCCAUAUAAACUGUUCUAAUGAAUGAUAAUUAAUGCAAACUUCAAGAGCUGGUUCACACAUCGCCGUCUUAAAUGAGGAAAUGUGUGACAUCGUGCCCACAGUUAUUUAUAUUGUCCUCUGGGAAAAGAGAACACGAUUCCUUCUUCCAAUGGCCGGUGAAAGGCAAUGGCAGCUGCCAGUUCCUUUCACUAUUUGCUUUCUACUGCAGAAGAAAAUGUGUGCUGGGAGUGACCUCUGGCCACUCUAUGCCACUGGUGGGAAACUUCAGGUCUGAGGACCAAAUGUGGCCCCCAAGUCACUCUAUCUGGCCCUCAGAAAUCUUGCCACACCACAAACCCUCCCCUGCUCUGCACCUUCCUUGAGUGUCUUUGCCUGGCUUGAAUGGUUCCUUGAAUGUUGACAGUGCCUUUGCUUGUCUGGAUGAAGGAGAGAGAGGAAUGUCUGAAUUUGUACAUAAACUAGUUAACUGUACAAAGGUAAAGUGCACACCUGUUGCUCUGCUCAGUUUUGCCUUUGAUUCUUCUUAUCAUUUACAUGUGGCUCCUAGAAGGUUGCCCAGAAGGGAAUGUGGCUGCUUGGCUGGAAAAGAUUACUCAUUCCUGCUCUAUACUGAAAGGAGGCAACCUAUUCUUUGCUUCUGUCAGUGAGGCUGAUCUUAGGUACGCCUUUGUAAAAAGAGUGUGUGGAUCAACCCAUUGUUCUAACAGAUCGUAGGGCAGAGGCUUCCUACGUAUGUUGAGUUUAGGAUAGGGUCACCUGGGAAAAUGGCCUGGGAUGAUAAUAUAUUAAAUAAUCUCCACUGUCGGGUUUUUAUUGGUACUUCCUGGUAUUCUAAGCUGUGCAGAUCAGAGACAGGUUUCUGUGAAUCUGAAGGUGGCUUUGGAGGUCAGUUGGGUAUAGCGCCAUAGAAGGACUGCCAUGCAUCUUCCUCCAAAAGACAAGCAUGUGUCCGUCUGGAACAUGAUACAGUUUGCUCAUCCCUGCUAUUUAUUUAAGCCAGGGGAGAUUCUGCACUCCAGAGGCCAGAUUCAACUGCAAAUUUCAUCAACCUUUACCUCCUCAACACCUGGCCCUCUGCCCAUAGCUGUGGCCUCCUUUCAGCCAUCAGAAUAUUUGUUUUAAAGAGGUUUUAUGCAAGAGAGAUUUCAAGUGUUUUGAUAGCCAGAACACCAGGAAGUUCUUGAGCAUAUUACAUAAACAGAGACACUCAAUAACAGCCCAUCAGAUGGAAUUUGAGAAAACCUUUGUUGAAACUGGAAACCCUAGUUUGCCACCCAAGCUGCUUAAUCAAAACAUAUGUUCAGGAGUAAGACAAAAAACAAAAGCAAAAAAGAACAGCAACCAAAAUUAUCACAACGGUAAGGCUAGUUGAAGGUUAAGUACUGGCUGAUUUAAUGCAUAGAGUUGCUCUGUUUUAAAUAGGGAUUAAAGUAUCAGGUGAACACCAACAGUUUAAGUAGAGAAGUGCUUGUUAGGCAUGUUUCCCAGUUACAGUACUCUGAUGAAAGCUUGACCUGUAUAACAACAUUCAGAGGGGUAACAGAGUUAGUCUAUUAAAGCAAUUGCAAGGAAGAGGGUCUUAAAGACUAAGCUCAUCCACAGUCCCAUUUGCCAUUCAUUCCGAUUCGGCAGUAAAGCAUGGAUUUUCCAUUUUAUUUCUAUGCCACUUUUCGUUCAAGAGACCCCCCCAAGACAGCUUGCAGAGCAGUCCCCUAUAGGAAGGUGUAAAAGAACAGGUGUUGAAAUUUGGCUCUUGUUGAUGGUCUGGAAAUAAGUGUCUCUGAACUGUAAUUGCUGCCCUCUGGCUAUAGUAUACAGGCCAACUCUGGUGAUUCCUCAACAAGGGAAGUGCACUUCCUAUUCGCAGAAACACUUGUUUCAUCCGAUUCCAGGUGGCCCAAAGAUUUCAAAAGGUCCUUAAAUUUCAGGGUCCAGUAUCAAGAAACAGCUUUUAAAAUUAAUGACAGGGAUAAGUCACUUCCCAGGUCUACAGCUGACACAAAGCGGGCUGCAAUGAGCACACAACAAAUAGUUGUCUACUUGAGUUGACAACGCCCAGGCACAAAGUUAGCAUUUUGUUUUGGUGACUGGGUGUGGAGAUGGAUGUCCGCAUCAUUGAUUUAUGCCUUGGUUAUACAACUAGUGACGACACAAAUAUGUACUUCUGGAGGAAGGGAACUGGAUGGUUCAGAAGGGCAAAGUUCUUUGGUUACAAUUCUAUGCUGGCAUCACACCUGGUUUUGUGAUGGACUUGUUGAUGAACACAAAGCCCCUAAGGCCAAGGCACUGAUUUACACCACCAGCUGCACAGAGAGGAAGGGCUUUCUCAGUAGGAAGAGACUGGGAAAGCUGAUAACAUUGUCCUGCACCUAUUAAAGGUACAGAACCUCUAAAAAAGCAGCAAUGCUUCUUUCUAUAUCAUGUUGUGGUUGAAUGAAUGGGUUGCAUUCGCGGCUAGUCCUACUCAGAGUAGACCCACUGAAAUUAAUGAACAUGACUAACUUAGGUCUAUUAAUUUAAAUGGGUUUACUGAGUAAAACUUGUUGGCUACAACCCAAUGAUUCUAUCCUUUGCCAGGCUUAUACCAACAGGUCUCAGCAAACAAGAUAUCUGAAUUCUUUCGCACAAGCAUAAAAGACAAUCUUUUUGUACCUCUCUCUGCAAAACUGCCUAAUGCGACUUGUGCAGUUGCAUUCAAAACAGCCUCUCCAUGGUUCUGUUUAAAAAUAUUGAUCUAAGUUUCCCCACACCUAAUUGUUGGCUUCCUCACCACUUACCUGUGUAAUAAGUCCUUGAUUUUUUUUGUCACUAAUACCCAUUAGAAAGGAUUAACAAACAGAUUAAGAGGGGUGUUGCUAGAGGGUAGCCAGGGGACUGAACCCCAGAUCUUUUGUGCUGGGACCCAGAUCUCUCUCCACCCCACCCCCCGUCUCUUCCCCAAUUUUAAUGAAAACUGCUUUAAAAGAUGCUUGCUUUGCAGUGGGGAAGUUCCAUUGCACUGCUUAAAGGCUUUACACUAGCAGAACUAUUUAGCUGGACACAGUGCAGUUGCUUAGUGUAAUGAUGGAACAGUUGUUUGUUUGUACCCUGCCCAUCUGACUGGGUUGCUCCAGCCACUGUGGGCAGCUUCCAACAGAAUGCAAAAAAUACAAGAAAACAUCAGAUAUUAAAAACUUCCUGAUACAGGGCUGUCUUCAGAUGUCUCCAGAAAGUCAUGUAGUUGUUUAACUCUUUGACAUCUGAUGGGGUGCACCACUGCCAAGAAGGCCCUCUGCCUGGCUCCCUGUAGCUUCACUUCUCACAAUUAGGGAACCUCCAGAAGGCUCUCAGAGCUGGACUUCAGUGUCUGGGCUGAACGAUGGGGGUGCAGACGCUCCUGCAGGUAUACUGGGCCAAGGCUUAAAAUUGUGCUUACUUUAAGAUGCUGUAGCAAUGGUUUGUACUGGAACACAGCCUAGGAAGAAGUCAUUCCAUAGUUGCUGAAGCAAUUUUCAAUGUGUGUUUCACUGGUAUUACUCUGUUGUUGCAGCGGAGGAGUAAUGCUGGUCCAUGACAUCAGGAAGAACGAGAGCCGGGUGAUUGAUUUCCGAGAGACGGCCCCUUUCAGCAUCCAAGAAGAGAGCCUUAGGAAGGCUUGGGAAACAAAGGUGCGAGAGAGCCUUUGUUGUAUGGGGGGGUAGUUGGUUGGUAACUGUCUCAGUUUCUUCUCCCUUAACUUACCUGUUCUGGUAUCUUCCACCCCACUUUCCUCUUCCAGAGCCCAUUAGGGCUUGCAACUGUUAAAAAACUUUCAUCUCCUCAAUACAUUGCUCUUCUUGCUUUCCAUCUGGAGAUUUAUUUAUGUUAUUUAUUUAAGAGAGAUUCGGCUUCAAUAGUGCAAUUGGCAUUUUUGGUUUUCUUUUUACGCUUCCCUUUGUUCCUCCUUUUAUCCAGCCAGGUCUUCUGGUUGGUGUUCCAGGCAUGAUCAAAGGACUUCAUGAAGCACAUCAGUCUUAUGGGAGGUAUGAACAUUUUCUCUGCUCAGGCAUUCUGUUGUUCAGCUCCAGUUGGAGGACUGAUGCAUGCAUGUAAUAAUGGUGUGCUAUUUAUUGUUAUAUUUAUAUCCUGCCUUUCCUGUAAAGGAACUCAAGGGCUACAAUCACACGGCAAUUUAUUCCGUUUUCAAAGACAGCUCACCUGCAACACAUGCAGCAAUCUUUAGCUGUUAUAUAGCUAUCUGCCAGCUGCCAUGUCAUGCAUGUUUCUGUGUUUGCCAGACUGCCAUGGAGACAGUUGUUGGGCCUUGCUGCAGAUGUGGCCCAGGAUGGAUUCAAUGUCACACAUGAUUUAGGUGAGUGCAUUUAUGGAACAAAAUGUGCAAAGCGAGGUUGUAUGUACACGUUGUCUCACAUGAUUUGAUCUUAGAAAAUGCAAAAUUCCUCAGACUUUGCAGGCUGAGACUACAGGGCCAAACCUGCAUACAUUCCCCCCUCUUUUUCUUUUUUUAAAGUGCCAUUGAAAAAUAUGAAUGUUCGUUCUCAGCUAUGAUGUUCAGAACUGGAAUGUACUAGGUGUUCCUCCUUCCACCUUUUUCUACGUCAUCUUUUCUUAGGGUGCUUCCAGGUUAUCUGUUUAAUGAACAUUAAUCUUGAUUUGUUUGCUGGGAGAUUUGAUGACUUUGGCUGUUGAAAGUGUAUUCAUUCCGACUAUGGGAAGGCUAGACAAUAUUGUGUCCAAGCAAGUGUCACUCCACACUUUCCAGUGCCCUUUCCCUCAUUGCAAAAGGCUGAUUUUUUUGUGGAAGCAGGAUUAUUGCCCAACACCUCACAGUCAACCAUAAUUGUACAACCUGAGAAUUUGCCAGGAUGUGAUUGAAUCCCGCCUGAAAAUAUCAACUGUGUGGAAGUGCCCCAAAGAAUCUUGUUCUCAAUUCUUUCCCUCCCUGGUUCCUUGUGUAGUGACCUCAGCUUUCCAGAUGUGCAAUUUAGGGUGCCAUGUGAUGCCAGUGUGUGAUUGAAUCCAAACCCCAAAUAGCCAGUCUGGAAGCAUCCUUGACAACCACUAGUGUGGAGUAAUGUCACACAACUGGACUGAAAGGCUGCUACAGGAAAGUUCUAGCAUUACAUUUCUCCCCAUAAAGCUCCACCUCACUGAAGUAGUUUUCAGGUGCUUUUAUAUGGGGGCUUUAAGAAACAAAAUGGCUGAAGACAUGAUUUGCUUGUGCCAGUCUGGUUCUCAAAAAUGUCUGGGCAGUACCUGGUCCAUGAUUUGCUUUCCUGAUCCAAUGGUAGCAAAAUCUGAUGGGGAAUGUUUGCUUACAGUCAUCUAGGACCAGGGAAAAGCCCUUAUUUCUAAAUGUAUUUAUGAACCAUACUGUAAUGAGUAUGAGUUACUCGUGCGUAAACUGGUGCCUCUCUAGGCUAAUUUGCCUUGUUAAACCUUUCUGACUGCACAGCCCUUUCUGAUCAUGACUGUCUCAGUCACUAGCAGAAUCCGUCAGUGGGCGUUUCUUGAAUCUCUUCCAACAUAAGAGUUGUUUGACACCCAAUCUUCUCCGCCUCUCACUGCGCGGGAGCCUUCUGCGCAGGGUGGGCGUGGGUAGCGGGGGACCUGUCCCCUCCUCACUGAGUUCCAGUGAAGAGUCCGUGAGCCCUCUCUCCGAUUUUCCCAUCUGCUCACUUUUGUUCCUGGUGUUGCGCUUAAAUGCUUCCCCCUCCACUGAGUCGCCUCUCCCCCUGCUGCUGGGUCCUUCUCCAGCAUCAUCCAGGAGCCUCCCCUUCACCUCCCGCUCUGAUGUCAGUUCCCUGACACAUACCAUAGUAGCCUGCAAUAUAGGAUACAGCAGACACCCUCAUAUACUUAAAAUCUCUCACUCUCACACACAUAUUUCCAUUCUCUUUCUCACUCAUGCAUGUGCACAAAUAUAUAUGUUUAAACUCUUUUCAGCCUAUUCAUUUCUCAUUUAAAGUAAUAUAAUCAUAAAGCAAAAUGAUGAAUCCCAAACACUGCCACCACACAAAAUGCAGCUAAACAGAAGGCAGCAUAGAGCAACAUACAGUACUAUUACCUUUAAAAGAUGAUGUUUUUUCCUGUAAAAAUCAUGGCAAAAAGUGGGGGUCAUCUUAUACAUGGGUAGUGCAUAGGGUGGACGUUUGAUUGGUUGCUGCCACGGCUGUCAGCAGCUAUUGUGUGUUGUGCGUGUUAUUUGUUGCUGCGUCAAUGGCUGCUGUUGAUUGGCUGACACUCCGGCAGUUGGGUGGGCAAUGGGACAGACGAGAGUCGGAUUUUGCAAUGUGUGUUGGUGAGCGAUUUUUGGCAACCCCCCCUAAAAGAAGCUUAACAACCCUGGGUUGUCUCAACAACUCUGUGCCAUCUCCCCCCAUUUUCUUAAAUUUGAGUCCCCAAAAAUAGGGGGUGUCUUAUACAUGGGGUAUGUUAUAGACAGAAAAGUACAGUAGUUCAGCUGGUCAAUUAUCAGUCAAGACCUGGCAAAAAGAACAGUCUUAACACCUGGCACAUAAAUGCUGGCAAAGUAGGUGAUUAGGGGGUAGAUGUGCAGAAGCCGUUCAGCAAAUGAGGUACCACCACCACCAAGGUUUUUACCUCUGAAGAAGGGCCUUAUUUGCUGAAGACCUUAAUCAUGGGCAUGUUCAACACAUGCAGGCUAUAGAUCCUUUCUGUGUGGGCAGUCUUCCUAGACCUUUCCCCCAAAAACGUUGAUCUGAGCAUCUUUUGCAGUAAUUUCCACUCACCCUUCUGUUGUCUCUCUCACUCUUGUAGCAACGGCUAUAAAAGAAAUGAAGGAAGAGCAAAACUACUCAGAUAAAUUCAGAGAGACCUUCCUUCCAGAUGGCCAGCCCUUGUUGCCUGGCAUGUUUGUGAGAAGACCAGACCUGGCUGCUCUUCUCGACUUGCUGGGGUCGGCAGGGGUCUCAGCUUUCUACAGCGGAAAUGUAACACAAGAGAUUAUUUCAGAGGUGAGUCAACCCGAUUCUUUUCUCUGUGUGGAUUGUUAUGUGCAUUUGAUGCCAGAGAGGCAUUGAUACCAGAUUGAUUUGUUCUCAUUACAGAAUGUCCUAGAAAGUAGUGGGGGCUGGACUAUUUGGGUGAAUAGGGUGCUGUCCCACUAAUCUCAGCCAGUCUCUGCCUGCCUGCCUGCCUAUUUACUUACAAGAGGUGACACUGGCUGCCAGCUUAGUCUCAGUGACACACUAACCCAUUUGUAGUACAGAAAUACAGUGGUACCUCGGGUUACAGACGCUUCAGGUUACAGACUCCGCUAACCCAGAAAUAGUACCUCAAGUUAAGAACUUUGCUUCAGGAUGAGAACAAAAAUUGUGUGGCGGCAGUGGGAGGCCCCAUUAGCUAAAGUGGGACCUCAGGUUAAGAACAGUUUCAGGUUAAGAACGGACCUCCGAAACUAAUUAAGUUCUUAACCCGAGGUACCACUGUAUACUUUUUCUAAGUCCAGAAUUGUUCACGCUCGUCCUCAACAUGCUGCUUUCAGUCCAUGAAUAUCCACAAAAUAUAAUUAAAAACAUCAGUAGAUACUAGCUGGUUAUAAAGAUUGAAAGAAAAGAGAGUGAGGUGGACAAAAGGUAUCGUUUGGUAUGAGGCAAUAUACCUUGUGUUCCUGAAGUGCCCCUGCAAAGGAUGUGAACAGGGAGGGAUACCUAAAAAGGUGAAUCCCAAAACUACUUAACGAGAUCUGAACAUAUUCAGUAGGCAUAGAAGGCUGGCUGACUUGGACUCGGGUUAUAAAGAAAAUGGGGAGGAGGGGCAAUGGAAUGGAGUACCCUGUAACAGGACACAGAACAGGAGUACUUCACAGUGCAGGUCCCACUUAUGAACACCAAAGGCAUAAAUACUGCAUUUAGAUGAUGCAACAUGAUUUCAACUUUUCAGGUCCCCUCAGCCUGUUUUUUUAAUAAUCAUGACGGAAAAAAGUGCAUUGCAUCUCUCUCUCUCUCUCUCUCUCUCUCUCUCUCUCUCUCUCUCUCUCUCACACACACACACACACACACACACACACCACCCCUCAUAAGGUUUUUUAACCAGCAUUUCUGAAAACUCUAAGCAGCACUAAACAUAGAGAGCGGCUUUUUGGAAGGUUGCCAAAUCCCAGGGGAAAUCUCCCCCUCCCCUCUCUCUUCUUUGUUUCCUGGGAAGGCGAAGGGACAUUGCAAGAGAGAGAGAGAUUCAGAUAUCUACAUUUAACUAAUCUGCCCUAAUCCCCGCUUUACUACCUCUGUCCUUUUCGAAAUGUAUAAAAUGGCUGCCAUAGAAUAAAGAAACGCUAGGGAUCAAAUGCUUGUAAGAACACAAGGAACUGAGAUGAGGCAAUGUGUCAUAAAGAACCUGGCAUUGAAACCAAGCGGUGGGCAUUCGAGUCAAAGACAUGCAGGUGGCACUGCACUAGGGUAAAUAGUGUGGGAACGCUUGAUCCCAUAGCAUUAUUGAAGCAAAAGGCUGAAAUGGAUACGAUUGUGGAGAGAUUCUGAUUUUGUUCUGGUUAGGGGCAACAGAAUAUUUAGCCCCUUCCCCCAUGCACAGUUUUUCAGCUCUAAAUCCCCAGCCCCCAAGCUAUUAGCUUUGCAGACACAAAAGCAAAAUGCAGGGAUGGUACCAAACAACACAGGAUUCAAGUAUCAUUUUGGAUUUUAAAAGCCAAACACAUUGAUAUUGACAAUGUUUUAACUAUCCUGAAAAUGAAGCAUAUUCAUGGUAGUCCACAGAAUAUGUCCUAGAGAGUCUGAUGUAAGUAAGGAAAUGCAAGAAGAUUUGAUUCUUAUUCAAGUUUAAAUGAAUUGAAAAUGGUGGGCUUCAAACUGUGUUCUGGCCAGGAUUCCUUGUAAGCUUCAUGAGGAUUACAGAUUAGUAAUGGUGACAUCCAAAUUUCCUAGGGAAAAACAGUCACAGCUUAUCUUCCCUUGCAGUGGGGAGUGCUGGUUGUAUUCUAAGGUCCAACAUGCAGGGCUAACUAGUGUGUGCACUGUUGAUUUUUGUUUUGGUGAAAGAAUAGAAUACUUGGGGUAAUAAAAAUGAGAAUUCCCUGGAUGCCUAGUUGCAGGUUUGGGCAAGUACUCUUUGGUGUGAAAGCCCCAGCAGAGAUUUAAAAUCUCAAAAUAUGCAGCAAAGUAAAGCAUGGAAAUAUAGGCUGUUAUGUGGGGAUGAGUUCCAUAGCUAAGCCUGGCAGGACAGCUUACUCUAUGGUCUUAACCCCUUCAUGCACUGAUUAUAAUCAAAUAAAGCAUGUUGGUUAUAUGAGACUGAUUAUCCCACACAUAGACUGUAGAUUAGACCCCAGAAUCAUCUGCAAAGUCAGUGUUCUUCAACAAAUAGGUUGGUGUGGAAAGAGUUCGUUGAACAUAGAGACUUUGAAAACCACUGAUCUAGAAUAAAAAUUGGGGCCAGGACCAGGAGUCAGCAUUGUUGGGAAUCUUCUGAGACCCACAUCUCUAUAGAAGCCCACAGAUGACUUCUGGAGCUUCACAGUCCAUUCUGUUUCUCCUCCUUGCCCUGUUGCUGCCCAUGGUCCUGCCUUCUUCAAGCAUGCAAGCAGUAACAAGAAGAGAGAGUAUCUUCUUCCACUUGCUUUGCAUUCCCUCUGGUUGUGCAGGUUGGGGUCAGAGGGAAAAGGCAAGCGAAUUUGUGACAGUGGCAGUGAAAUUGGUGGAAAGGUUGGCCCUCUCAGAGAGGGGAGACAGAGGGUAUCUUGCUCAUGACCCUCCCCAAACCGGGAACCAUCAAUAGCUGCAAUUCUUUAGGCAGCUGAACAACGCUUAAAUGUCCAUUUCAAAUAUUGCUAGCAUAAUGCAUGAAAAUACAUUGCUGUGAUCCUUUUCUGCCUAGGUCCUUAACUUUGGAGGCACCUUGUCUGAAGAAGACUUCAGUAACUACACUGUCUUGGUGGAAAAUCCAGUCCACACAGUAUAUCAAGGUAAAAUGGUACAUCUAUGACACCUAGGUUGGCAUCUUUUAUGUCAUGUGAUUAAUUCCCAGUGUCCCCCCCAAUUUUAAGUUUAUAAAAAAUAGGUUUAGGAAGCAGAUACAUUUUUCUGCACUUUAUUGCUAAUUAGUAUCCUGCUUGGAAUACAGGGUAAAAGGAGGAGGCCCUAAUGAAACCCACAAGCCCAAUCCCUGAUUCCCCCAAGUUUAAUCAAAAUGUAUACCCCUCCUGCCGCUGCCGCCUCCCAUAGUCCUCAAAAAACAGUAGCUAAUGAAACCCUCACAAAAGGAAACAAGGCUUGACUUCACCUGUGCUGCUGUAAUGCAAAUACUAAUUGUGUUGCUAAGUCAAGCCUUCUAAACAUCUGGCAUAGAUUGGGGUGUUUUUGUUUUAUAACUAAUUUUUCUUCUGCCCAACUUUCUGGUAGAAAUUAAGACCUGUGAAACACCAUGAAUUGUAAAUAAGUAAUCCCUGGUGAAUAUCUCACUUUCCCCUGCCUCAUACCCUUGUAUAUUCAAUCUGGCUUUUCUACAUCCCACAGGACUAGAAUAGCAUGAAAGUCUCUAGCACAGAGCUGACCAAGAUGGUACCCUCUCUGGACGUUUCUGGAAUCCAGCUUCCAUCAUCCCUGGUCAUUAUGGAUUCCUUUAUCAUUGUGUUUAUUUUAGGAUUGCAACCCAGACAGUUUUUUUAACCUGUUUGUCCUGCUUUUGAAUGAAGAAGGUCAUGUUGCAGAUCCAGACAGUGUUUCAUCUGAAGCCCCAAUCCAUAGCUGUCAACGUUUUCCUUUUUUUUAAGGGAAAUUCCCUUAUUCCGAAUAGGAUUCCUUGCAAGAAAAGGGAAAAGUUGACAGCUAUGCCCCAAUCCCGGUCCAUCGCACAAGCAGCUUUUCAAACACUUGUUUCAAAACAGUUUUCCACACAUCAGAUGCUGUCACGCUGCAAUCUGGGAAAAUGAAGUCCAAAGUUGCAAUCUUAGGGAACCCAGUGAGGCUUAUUUCUGAGUAGACAUGUAGAUGUUGCACAUGAAGUGCCCUUUGGCUUCAUAGAACUGUCAUUUCAAUGGAUUCUGGACAAAAGGUGGAAAUACCUACCUUUCUUCUUCCUUUACUGUAACAGGCCACCUUGUUCUCAGUCCAUCACCUCCACACGUAGGUCCUGCCCUGAUCACAGCUCUGAACAUCCUUGAGGGUUUCAAUAUCACCAGUCAGGUAGCCAGAGAAAAUAUUCUCCACUGGAUAACAGAGGUAUGACUCAUUUAACAGAAUAUUUUGUUUCUGGUAAUGGUGUGAUGUGGUCUUGUGCCUUCUCUGAGAACUUUUGGGAUAGUCAUAUAGGAAAAGAAACUGUAAAUGGUUGUAAUUCAGCAUAAACCAACACAGUUACUUGAAUGGGUUAUUACGUAGUGACAAAGGGUUGAAUCCAACGAAGGUUUACGCAAAGUAGAUCCACUGAAAUUAAUACUCUUAAGAGAGUCAUGGUAAUUUAUUUUGAUGGAUCAUCUCUGAAUAGGACUAGCAUUGGAUGCAACGCAAAAUUUCUAUCAUCAUGGGUUUUGAGUUAAUGCUCAUUGGAACUGAAAUCCAAUUUAUUUUAUCUGUUAUGCCCUAAAAGCCUUAUUUUCUACUUGCUGGUUAAAAUUUCUUCUAGUGAACCUGCCAUGGAAACAUCUCUAGUAAAAACAAAAAAGAUAAAGGGACCCCUGACCAUUAGGUCCAGUCGCAGACGACUCUGGGGUUGCGGCGCUCAUCUUGCUUUAUUGGCCGAGGAAGCUGGCGUACAGCUUCCGGGUCAUGUGGCCAGCAUGACUAAGCCAUUUCUGGCAAACCAGAGCAGCGCACGGAAAUGCUGUUUACCUUCCUGCCGGAGUUGUACCUAUUUAUCUACUUGUACUUUGACGUGCUUUUGUUUUUGUUUUUUUUAAAAAAUAAUUUUUAUUAAAGUUUUAAACAAAGAAAAAAGAAAAAACAACACACACAGAAAAACAAUACAAAAUUUAACAAUAAAAACACAAAACAUAACAAUUAAAAACAAACUCUCUUUUCCAUUCCCAAUUUUAAAUUACUUAUUUUCUGGACUUCCUCAUACCUCCCUCUUUUGUAUUCCAAUCUACAUUAUUUGUCCAGCAGUUUCUUUUCCACUUUUUUAAACCCAAUCUUUAAUUUAAUAAAAUAUUAAAAUAUAUAGCUUCAACUUUUUUAAACAUAAUCCUUGUUCUUAAUGUCAUAUACCUUUAAAUUUUUCCCUUUUAUUAUCAAAUUUCCAUUUCUUUAAACAUCUUUAAUCUUGAUCCUUAAUCUUAAUCUAUCCUUAACUUUAACCUGUACAGCUGGAAACCACUUAUUUUCAAUCCAACAUCACUCUAACAUUCCUUAAUUUUGCAGUGUUUCUGAAGAUAGUCUUUGAAUUUCUUCCAGUCUUCCUCCAUCGACUCUUCUCCCUGGUCACGGAUUCUACCAGUCAUUUCCGCCAGUUCCAUAUAGUCCAUAAGUUUCAUCUGCCAUUCCUCCAGCGUGGGAAGUUCUUGUGUCUUCCAAUACUUUGCGAUGAGUAUUCUUGCUGCUGUUGUUGCAUACAUAAAGAAAGUUCUAUCCUUUAACACCAUUUGGCCCACUAUGCCCAGGAGAAAGGCCUCUGGUUUCUUGGGGAAGGUAUACUUAAAUACCUUUUUUAAUUCAUUAUAUAUCAUUUCCCAGAAAGCCUUAAUCUUUGGGCACGUCCACCAAAGGUGAAAAAUGUACCUUCAGUUUCUUUACAUUUCCAACAUUUGUUAUCGGGCAAGUGAUAGAUUUUCGCAAGCUUGACUGGGGUUAUGUACCACCUAUAUAUCAUUUUCAUAAUAUUCUCUCUUAAGGCAUUACAUGCCGUAAAUUUCAUACCAGUGGUCCAUAACUGUUCCCAGUCAGCAAACAUAAUGUUAUGUCCUACGUCCUGUGCCCAUUUAAUCAUAGCCGAUUUUACCGUUUCAUCUUGAGUAUUCCAUUUCAGCAGCAAGUUAUACAUUCUUGACAGAUUCUUAGUAUUGGGUUCUAACAAUUCUGUUUCUAAUUUUGAUUUUUCCACCUGGAAGCCAAUUUUCCUGUCUAAUUUAAAUGCCUCCAUUAUUUGAUAAUAAUGAAGCCAGUCUCGCACUUUGUUUUUAGUUUUUCAAAACUCUGCAAUUUCAGUCUAUCUCCGUCUUGUUCCAAAAUUUCCCAAUAUUUCGGCCAUUUGACCUCCAUAUUGACCCUUUUCAAGGCUUUCGCUUCCAUUGGUGACAGCCACCUUGGGGUUUUAUUUUCUAGCAAAUCCUUAUAUCUUAUCCAAACAUUAAAUAGCGCUUUCCUGACAAUGUGGUUUUUAAAUGCUUUGUGUGCUUUGACCUUAUCAUACCAUAAAUAUGCAUGCCAUCCAAAUACAUUAUUGAAACCUUCCAAAUCCAAAAUGUCAGUGUUUUCAAGAAGUAGCCAUUCUUUCAACCAGCAAAAAGCUGCUGAUUCAUAAUAAAGUUUAAGGUCUGGCAGGGCAAAUCCACCUCUUUCCUUUGCAUCUGUUAGUAUUUUAAAUUUUAUUCUAGGUUUCUUGCCCUGCCAGACAAAUUUAGAAAUAUCUUUCUGCCACCUCUUGAAACAAUCCAUUUUGUCCACAAUCUGCAAAGUUUGAAACAAAAACAACAUUCUAGGCAAUACAUUCAUUUUUAUCGCAGCAAUACGGCCUAGCAGUGAAAGCUUCAAGUUUGACCAAAUUUCUAAAUCUUUUUUCACUUCUGACCAACAUUUUUCAUAAUACUUUGACGUGCUUUUGAACUGCUAGGUUGGCAGGAGCUGGGACUGAGCAACGGGAGCUCACCCCAUCACGGGGAUUCGUACUGCUGACCUUCUGAUCGGCAAGUCCUAGGCUCUGUGGUUUAACCCACAGUGCCACCCGUGUCCCGUAGUAAAAACAAUACUCAGCACUUAAUGUGGUCAUCACCACCUAGGGCCACAUUCACACCAUACAUUUAAAUCUGUAUCAUAUCACUAUAUACAGCCAUGGCUUCCCCAAAGAAUUCUGGGAGCUGUAAUUUGUUAAGGGUGCAGAGAGUUUUUAGGAGACCCUUAUUCCUCUCACAAUCCACAGAGUGGUUUAACAGUCAAUCCUUCUUCACAGGAAACUUUGAUGAUUGCAGUUUGAGGCAGGGAAGGAUAUACCUCUCCUAACAACUGUCAGCACCCUUAGCAAACUACAAAUCCCAGAAUUCUUUGGGGAAAGCCGUGGCUGUUUCAAGUGAUGUCACAGUGUUUUAAAUGUAUGGUGUGAAUGUGGCUUUGUAUAUUUGCAUGAAUGGAUUUAGUAACAUAAAAAUACCAGAAGCUUGCUGCAUUCUAAUGCACUGUUGUUUAAAAAAAAAAUUAAACUAGUGGUCUUUGCAUGAAGACAUUAUAGUCUUCAGUCAGCUGAUUCAAACUAUAAGAUUUUUGGAAGAGAAAAGAAUAUGAACUAGCCAUUUGCUAUUUUUUUUGUAUCUGUCUUCCUCAAGGCAAACAUAGCAAAUAGUUGACGUGUAUUAGCUGAAAGCACCUCCUUGUGGCGUAUCUUUUAACCAUGGGAAAUUUGGCCAGUAGCAUAAAACAUUAUUACAGACAACAGUGAUCAGGUUCUGUGGCCUCUGAAUGUGACACCUUUUCAAAGGGGCACCAGUUUUUAUAUAGUGGCAUAUAGAUAAGUAUUACAUGCUUAUCUAUAACCAUAUUUUUUAAAAGGAUAAAGGGAACCAAAUCUGACCAAGGAAUUGCAGACUUUAGAAACUAGUGACAGACAAUUUUUCAACAAAGGAACUUGAAAACUGCGGAACUAGAAUUUAGCAGCAAGUUUGAUUCUGUUGGUGCAGUCCUUAUUUGAGACAGUGGUUUCUUCUACUACAUACAACAGGCAUCAAAUUAGGAUAGCAAAACUGUAAACUAUUACUGCUGUUGUGAACAGGCGCUAUAUUUAAGCUUUACAUAGAACUGUCACAGAUGGGACUUCUUGCAUUUCAUGGACAUUUGGGCCCAUUACUUUCCAUGUUUUUCACUAUACACCAGGCAUAGGCAAACUCGGCCCUCCAGAUGUUUGGGGUCUACAACUCCCAUCAUCCCUAGCUAACAGGACCAGUGGUCAGGGACGAUGGGAGUUGUAGUCCCAAAGCAUCUGGAGGAGCGAGUUUGCCUAUGUCUGCUAUACACUAAUAAAUACCCUAACAUAUGGCCUAUGCUUAUGCCACAAUAAAUCUAUCUGUUUUUAAGUUGCCACAAGACUCCCUUUGUUUUUGCUGCAACCAGUGAUGCAGUGUGGCGGGGGCCACAGGGACACUUGUCCCAGGUGCAAAAUUAUUAGGGGUGCCAAAAUGUCAACACCGGUGCUAUCUCAAUAUAGCCGUGCACUUCCAUCGCUGGGCCACAUUGAAAAUGGUUUCUCUAUGCAGAACAGGAAGUGACCUCUCCAGACAAUGGAACGACUCUUCUUUUCUUAUUUCUGUGGCUGCGAUCUUCUGGGUGAUGUGGCUCUGAUCCAGAAGGGAUGAGAGGCUUUUUAGAAAAAAAAACAUUUUCUCCAUAUGACUAUGUCUGUUGAAAAUGUCGCACACACCCUCCCCAGCUGCUAUGUUUAACAAAUAGCAGAAAACAGCAGCUUCAGUAUUUAGGGUAGGGGUUUGUGGCAAAGAUUAAGUCACCCCCCAAAAAAUCACACCCACACCAUACAUUUAAAGCAAAUUUAAAUGCACAUUAAAAGCACUUGGCUUACAGUUUCCGGUCACGCCCAUGAUCAAUGGCGGUUGUUCUGCAUAGCCCUCUGGGGGCUGCAAGGAAGUUCAGGCAGGGGGGAAAGAGGAUUUACCGGUAUGAGGCAUAAAUCCUCACAAUGCUCCACAGUGGGGUCUAGGGAGUUCACUGCAUCCCUCAGUGCCACACAAUCCCAUAUCUGUCAAAGGCAGAGUGGGAAUGACCUGGGAGUGUGUCCCUGCCAUGGACAAGCCUCCAUUACUGGCAUGAUUUGUGGAUGGUUCCUCCUUCAUCUGGACUAUUGGCUUUAAUUAAGAGGCACUCCUGGACCGACAUAUGCUAAUAGGCUGCAAUCAAUCAGCUGCCAAAAGGACUGGGCCUGGCUUUCUGAAGGCAUUUUAAUGCUUUUCUGAAGCUUGGGAAUCCCUACAACAGCUGGGAAAGGAAAGGGGAGGACAAGAUGCUUUGUGCUUUCUUAUGAUUUUCAAAUUGUAUUUUAUUUUCUUGUCCUCCCCUGCUUUGUUACUCUGUCUGAAACUUCAAAAAAGAGGGAGGAGGCUUUUGAUUUAUGCUCAAUAAAGAAUUUAAUAUGGUUUUGCUGUGCCCCCCCCCCAUCAAAGCUGAAUGGAUUUUAUCUAUGACUAUCUGGACUGGAGUGUUGUUGGAGGAAUGGAGGGGGUGGGGUGGGAGAAUGAGCUGCACCCGAACAGAUGUGGAAAAGAGGCUGAAUUUGAGAAAAGAUAGUGCUUUUAACUGUGUGCCAAGAAAGAACUCCAGAGGGGAAUUUUAAUGGCAAAAGCUGGAAGUGCACCCUGUUAGUUAUUUAUGGCAGUGGCUCCUAUGCUAGUCUGUAAACAGCGGAAGGAAUGGAAUGUGACCUUGUACCUUCCAGAUAAGCACUGCAAAGAACUGAACAAUGGAAGAUAGUAACGAACUCAGGACACCAGGUCUGGAGCAAAAAUGUAUAUGAAGGACUACACAUGUGAACUGGAUUUUUUAUUUAUAAGUUGUAACAGAGAUGCUGUUUGUAAGGAGGAAAAGGCAGUCAGCUGGAAGAAUGGUUUAACGGCAAGUGAAGGAUGAACACUGGACACUAAAUAAGAAAUGAUGCACCUAUGGGAGGAAAUGAUUGACAUAUGUUUGCAACAGGAGCGGGAAACCUGAUUUUAAGAAAUUGCAUUAAAUUAAAGUAGUUUGGUUUGAUUUGUAAUAAUUUGGAAUAUAUAUAUAUAUAUAUAUAUAUAUAUAAGCACUUGGCUUCCUUCGAAGAAUCUGGUGAAUAGCAGUUUACCCUCCAAGAACUACAAUUCCUAAGAUGCUAAAAGCAUAAAGUACGGGGAGGGGAGCCAUGUGCUUUAAAUGUAUGUUGUUCAUGUGAGCACACAAAUCACAGCCUCUUUCUUUUCGAAACUAACAGAAGCCAUGCUGGGUAUGAUUUGGAAUGGAAGAAUCCUAGUCAUGGGAUCCAAACGUGUAGCUCAUGUCUCACCUAGCCUGACUCAUUACUGUAUAAUAGAGAGAACGGAGCGAUAAGUUUAGGCAGAAAGGAAGUGGCACUAUCUUGCCAUGAGAGCACACACUUCUCACUGUUCAAUGGAGAUGGAAUAGGUGGGCUACUUCAUAACGUGACUCCUUUUGUCUUCCUUUCUAUUCAAUGUAGACACUAAAAGUCGUCUUGGCACUAGCUAGCAGCUUGGGGGACCCUUUCUACGAUGUGUCCAUUUCUCACAGCGUAGAAGACAUGAUGAGGUAAGUCUAGAUUCAUAAUGAACAAUCAUUUUUUAUGUUGACAUAUUCUGUGUCAUUUCGUUUAGAGGCAGCCGACUUCUUCUGGGUCAUUCUGUCCUCUGGGCAAUGGGGAGUAGGUUGAGACCAUCUGACCUGCUGUGGGUGGCCAGACUUUAAGAGAGCUGAUGUUGCCUGGCAACAGAGGCUUCACAGAUACAGAAAACUAGCACUCAGGUGAUAUGAUGUCAUUGACUGGGGGAUGAAGCUGAGGAAUUCUGCAUCCUGAGAGAGAAGUGGGGCUUCCCACAAGAUGUUGCCAUAUGGAGGGUCCUUGUUCCUGAUUCCAGCCAGUUGGCCAUGUCAUCUUCCAGGUUGCUUCAUCCCACCCACCCUGUUUUUCUGCCAGCCAGUAUUCUGAGCCCACUGACCAUGCUGACAUGAUUUUUUGGGGGGGAGUUUCACACCCCCUGGGUUAUAGCUCCCCCCCCAAAAAAGUUUUUUUGUACUUCUGCAAAAUUUUUGGGGUCCCUUCGACACUUCUGAUGCCUCCCUCUUCUGUAUGGGGUGGUGGUGUCAUUUUAGCUACCUACCUCCUCCACAUUUGGGAGAAUAAGGUUGUUGUUGCUAUAUGCUAACCUUUCCCAGACUGGUACUCGCCAGAUGUUUUGGACUACAGUUUCCAUUAGCUCCGGACAGCAUCACCAGUUGUGAAGGAGGCGGAUGGGACAAAACACAACAUUUAAAAUUCAAAAAGCACAACAGAAUGAAACAUACUUCUUCUGUUUCAUUGGUUUGUUGUUAAAUAAAUUUUUGGGAUAGAUUUUUUAUACCUCUUUUCCCUAGUUCUAAUCCCCUGCUCCCCCAUCACAGUAUGAUUUUAAAAUUUAUUUUUCCCUCCCCCCUUGUCAAUGCAGUAAAUCCAAGGCAAAUUUCCUGCGACAACAGAUUGACUCUCAGUCGUUCCCCUCUGAUCAUGGCAUUCCACAUUUCUCCAUGGAAAGUGGACCCUCUGCAAGUCAGGUCCUUGUCAUGGGACCUGAUGACUACAUUGUUGCAGUUGUAAGGUAAAGCAUUUGGGGCGGGCAACACAGUUUAACAUGCUUGCGUUGAGAUAUAUCUUUGUUGACAUUACAGCAUGUGACAUGCAACAAUUACAUAAAAUGAAAAAUAAAACAAACACUCAGAUAAAUGUUUCUGGACAUAUUAACAAAAUUGUGUCAAAGUGUAUAUAACAAAACUAUUAAAGUUAUUACAGAUAUGAAAUGAUGUACUGCUUAGAUUGGUGACCAUACGUAAAAGGUAUUUUGUAUCAACAACAAUUAUAAUUUACAAGAAGGGGGAGUGAGGGGAGGGGGGGAAUAAAACAAAAUAUAUACUUGCUGCACAUCAGACUGUGCUGCAAACUAUGGGUACUGUUCUACCACAUGCCUCAUUAUUUGUGUAAUCAAUAAAGUCACACUAGACUGCAUAAAAAUUAUCUUGUUUCUUUUGGCCUCCUGCUACCUUUAAUUUUUUGUGUCAGUUUUUCCAAUAAUGCUGUUUGCCAAAUUGCAUUAUACCAUUGGUCCUUAGUUAAUGAUUUUAAUGAUUUCCAUGCCCUCGCAAUAGUUGAUCUUGUAGCGGUUAAUAGAUGUGUUAUGACUAUUUCAUUUCUAGUUUGCAAUAUAUUGUGACUAUACAGGUUAAGUAGAGCCAGUCCAGGACUGUCUGCCUUGUAAUCCAAUAUAUUUUUGUAAAAACUCCCCCCCCCCAUAAUUUUUCUAUUUUUGGACACCCCCACUACAUGUCCUGAUAUGUCCCUGUAGUAGUACAUCCUUUCCAAUACAUGGGAGAAAUGUUCAGUUUAUAUACGCUAGGCAUCUAGGUGCUAAGUUCCAGCCAUGCACAUUUUAAGGGCUCUUUCCCUGGUUGUUGCCAAUAUGGAUUUGUAUGGUGCAUUUGUCCACAGUCUGUUCCAUGAUUAUUUUUCAAUAGUUUUUCAAGGGUUGGCGACCAUUUUGUCUCCUUCUCCACUUGUUUUUUUAGAUCUUGCACAUCCACAUUUAGAUCUUGCACAUUUCUCUUUUGGCACAAAUAAUUGAGCUAAGCUUCCCUGUUUGGAAUGAAAUGCUGCUGUGGACAUUCCCUUAGAAAGAGGGAGUAAGAUUUUUUUAAACAAAUGCUUUAUAAUCAGGUGGAUUUUAGCAAAAUUUGGCACCUGGGAGUGAGAGCUCUGUUCUAAAAAGCAAAUAACAUGGUGCACGAAACUAGCACUAUAUUCCACUAUAUUUCAGAAAGUGGUUUUUAUGUCAUGUGAAAUUUGGAUAUGAUGUGAAAAUUAGUGGCUAGGGAAGCGGGAAAAUUGAAUAAACUGCAGUGUGAAUGCAGCCAUAGAUGGCUUUAAAGGAGGAUAAGACAAAAUGAUGGAUGAUCAGUUUGUCAACGGCUCAUAGUCAUGAUGGAUGAAUUUCCAGUGGCAACAUGACAUCAAAUAUCAGUUACUGGGAAGCAACAGCAGGAGAGAGCUACUGCCCUCAUACCCUACUGCUGGAUUUUCCAUAGGCAUCUGGUGAAAAAAAAGGAUGUCAGACUAGUCUGAGCUCUGGUCUGAUCCAGCAGGACUCUCUUUAUUGCCUAAGGUGUUUCAGACAUGAGCAAGGGUGUAUCAGGGAACUGGGAAGAACAAGGAGCCUGAGAACCAUAAGCACUGGGGCAGCAGGUGAAUCACUUUGUGGAUUUGGAUUCUCACAAACUUUUGUGUGUGUCCGUUUCCAGUUCCUUGAACCGGCCGUUUGGAAGUGGAAUAAUGACUUCUUCUGGAAUCCUUCUAAACAGUCAGAUGCUGGAUUUUUCUUGGAUGAACGAAACAGAAGGCCAUUCAUCUUCUGGCUUGGUAAUAAAUUAUGAAUUUGUCUGACAUGAAUAGUCAAAUGAAUAGUAAGUGUAUGUGAGCAUGGCACCAAUGAUUGAUGAAGUGCAUGUAUCCAUCAGAUAAUUAAGAUCUAGGAGUCCUUUAUUUGCCACGAUAUGUGUGGUUUUACAGCUGGGCUGGCAAGUUUAGCUCUUAACCUGUUUUCAGAGCCACUUGACUUUCCAAUGUGUGUCUACGAUAAAUAUUUUUCCAUAAAGAGCCUUGGUUUUCCUGCAGUGAAUGUCGUUAGAUAAAUGUGAUGUGAUAUUAUCUGGGUGUGUGCUGUGAAAGAUACCCUGUUGCUGGAGUGGGGAAACUCUGGCCCAUGAGUCUAAUUAGGACUGCUUCGCUUCCCCAUUUGGCUCCUGAGGCCAUCUUGACCAAACCACUCCCACUUGCUGUACACCUGACAUCAUAUAUGGCUCAAAUGAAACCAUGGUGUACUGCAAGUAAAAACCUCUUAGCUGUGCAAAAUAGCUCUUUGAAAGGGGCUUCUGAAGAUCCAACAGCCAGCUGACUCAGAAGGCCUUUUCAAAGUGCUUUGCAAAAUAGCAUUUUGACAGAGGUUUCUGAAGAUGUCUUCCAAAUACCGUUUCAAAGUGCUAUCUUGCCCAGCUCUUUGAAAAAGGCUUCUGACAUUCAGCUGAUUUGAACCUGUCUGGUAAUUGGGUAAUGGUAUUUAUUACCUCAGAGAUUCAAGGAAACAGAAGCUUGAGGGGGAAAGGCUCCUAUUGAUAUAUUUAACAGUGCUUUUCAAAAUUAUUUUUCCUGCAGAGGAACUUUAUUCAGCCUGGGAAAAGGCCGCUGUCUUUCUUGCUACCCACUGUUGUCCGGCCAUCAGAAGGGAUGUGUGGGACUUACCUUUGUUUGGGAGCCAAUGGUGGUGACAAAGCUUUGAGCAGCAUAACACAGGUCAGUCUUCUGAGCACUGAUGGAUGCUUGCAAUAUAAUAUCCUUUCUUACCAAGAGAAAGAACUGGUUCUCCAGGACCAGCCCUGCCAGGGGCAGGUGGGGGGGGGGAGGGGAUAGAUGAAGGCAAGAACAAAUGUCUGAGUUGAUGCAAAAACACUUUUAAAAAACAUUGACCUGUGUGUUUGCGUGUGGUUAUAGGCGCCAUCUUGAUUCUGCUUCUGACCGUAAAAUGCCUUGGGAUGGCACUACAGUUCUUUUGGGCCCAGCUUCUACUGAAGUUGUAAAUUGGCUUUGAAGUGUGAAAAGUUGUUCGAACUGUGCUACUUAAUACUGUCACUCAGUGUCAGCAUGUGACCACCAUAUUAGUCUUAAGCAGGGCUUUUUUUUCAGCUGGAAUUUGCUGGAACUCAGUUCUGGCACCUCUCCGAUGGGUGCCAUUGCCAUUAUAAGAGAACAAGGGAGGUGUUUGUGGUGAAUUCUGGCACCUCCUUCUCUAGAAAAAUAGCACUGGUCUUAAGGGCUUUGACUGCAUAGAAGUACUUAUCUUUUUUGGGGAGAGGGAAUAAGUUCAUAAUGGAUGCAUAAGUGGAAUGUGUGAUCAUGACUAUAGUGCCAUCCCUUCAGGAUAGCUGACUCCCAGACAUUGGAGGACAGGUUUGCAGAAUGGUUGGCCCCUGUGAAAACAGGAUGCUGGACAAGAUGGAUCAUUGGUCUGAUCCAGCAGGCUCUUCUUAGGUUAUUGAAUGAUGAUUUGAUGCAGACACCAAUACUGUGAUCCAUACACCCUAUUUCUUCUAGUGUACAGAUCACAUAACUGAUGCGUACAUAGGUAGAGGUCCAGAAGCAUAAGCCACUAUGCAGACAUACCCACAAACAGGUGGAAGGCAGGUGUGUCAGCCAUGCUCCUGCAUCUUCACUUUGAGUAUCUGAACAAGACUCAAGAUUCCAUCACAAACAAUUCAUCAAAAACCUUAGCAUCUGCUUCAUCUGAUCUUUUAACAGGUUUUAGUAAACGUUUUGACCUACAACAAGAACCUGAGUGAGAGUCUUUCGCUAGGCCGGCUUCAUCCUCAACUUCAGUCUAAUAUCCUGGAAGUUGACAGUAAGUAUGGAUCACUGAUCUUUGAAGUCUGGACUUUUAUUAUUUCAAUUCUGUGAUUUCAGACACAAGUGAAACAGGGUGAGGGUUUCCCCCUGAGACAUCUAAGAUUACUCUGUAAUUUUUCCUCAUCUUGACAUGGUUUGUUGAACCUCAUCGUAUGGCUGUCGUAAGAUGGGAGAAUCUUUUUGUAUCUGACUACAUUGCAGAAGCUGAAAAGGAAACUUCACUUUGGUGAAGUGGAAGCAAUGCUUCUGCACUUUUGCUUAUGUUACCUGCAAUAUUAGCCACUUUUUCUCUUCUGCAGUGUGGGCAGAACGAACCUAGGAAUCUGCCUUAUGCAGAGUCAGGCCAUUGGUCCAUCUAACUUGGAACUGACUGAUAGCGGCUCUCCAGGAUUUCAGGCAAAAGACUCUCCCAGCCCUACUUGGAUAUUCCAGGGAUUGAGCCUCAGACCCUCUGCAAGCAAAGCAAAUGCUUUGCUGCUGAGCUAUGGCCUUUCCCCCGGAAACAGGAAAGAGCUCUUCAGUCUGCUACCAUGUUUUCUUGAGCAUUGACUCAAGAAAUUUGGGGGAGAUCCAAGCUCUCUUUCAUGUUUGUAAAGCACUUUGAUCUGCUCUCCAACAGCAGAAAGGCAGGUAAAAUCAACAGAGGAAUAAGGAAAGGUAUUUUCCUCCCCAUCAUGGCACAUGGGCGCUAAAUGGAGGUGGAAAAGAAAAUGUGUUUCAUUAGUCAGUUCUAUUGCAACUGGUAAAUAGGGCUGUGACUGCCCCCUCCCCCUGCAAAAUCUUGACAGGCCAGAUCAGAAUCAUGGGCUGGUGUUUGACCACCCCUAACUGUAUGGUCAAGGGAGUCAAAUGCAUAUUUAUUGUGCCAUUUUCCUAUUAUUUAGCUUAGGUACCUUCCCUUAUUAAUACACCAAGCCCUACAACUCUUUUAAAGCACUUGUGCCUUGAUCCUAUAGGUAGGAAAUGUGAACAUGUUGACACAGAUGUUCUACAUACACAAGACUGCACAUGAUUCCUCUGCAUAGAGGGGAAAAGGGUGGAUCCAGGGAUCUGCCUUCCUUGUGUUCCAGUUGGCACAUGGAUCAGCACCUUGAUGGGGACUGCUGCCAACCCUUUCAAUAAAACUAAUCUUUUCUAAAAUUCUCCACCAGGUGAGUUUCCAGAAGAAGAUAUCAAGUACUUUACAAGCAGGGGUCAGCCGGUGAGCAAAAUCGAGGUCCUUUCUCUCGUUCACGGAGCCAGAAGAACCAACAAUUUCAUAAUUGGUGUGAAAGACCCAAGAAGUGAGGAUGCAGCAGGAGCCACAAUAUUAUAGCAACUCCCAGAUGGGUUUCUUCAUGAAAUAAGGCUUUUUCCAAAACACAUUGUGCAUGUUCCCAAACAAUCCCUUUAUCAUUCCCCCUGAGGCGGAACAAACAGUGUUUGUUAUUGGUUUCUCCAUUGCUGAAUAGACCCCUCUGCACUUCUAUGCUAAAACCAAUGCAGCAAUGAAGGCUGACAAAGGCACAAUACAGACCUUAGUUUUUUGUUGUUUUGUUUUGUUAUUAUGAACUUGAGUUAAAAGAAUCUCAGGCAUUAUUAUAAUAUGAGCACAGGGAAUAGGUUUAAUUUCAGCAGCACCCUGUCAAUGGUUGAUUCCAGCCAUUUAAUGCACAGAGAGAUAUUUCUAAACUAAGCACUGGGAACAUUCAGGAAGCAAACCACUGGUUGUGUACAAAUGUGCUGUUCUGAGAGCAGUGGUGGCAGGUUCCUUCCUCUGUAAAUACACAUACUUCUGUUUUGAGACAAGUUCUCUAAAAAGGCAAAGAAAGAAUCACAGUUUCACAGGUUUGAGUCUGAAUGGGAUAAAUGAGAAAAAUCUUAUCUACGGCGGGUGCCUAUUGGCUAAUAUAUGUGACAUCAUUACUCCGUCUCCUCCAAUCUCUGGAACAGUUCUGCAGUUUAAAAUAAUGUUUUAUGUCCCCCUCUCCCCCUUGUAAGGCAAGGAUAAACACAGAGAGAGAUAAGUGUGUGUGUGUGUGUGUGUGUGUGUGUGUGUGUACAGGCUGCUUUUUUAAAAAAGUGGAUAGGCUGCCUGACUCAUUUAAACAGUGGCUGAUCCAGCAUUUCACCUCCCAAUAUGUAUAUUUGUCAUGGAUGUUUCAGCUUCACUGUGUGCUAGGGCCACACAUACUGGUCUGAGUGCUUUUGAAAUGGUACCUUUGUAUUCACCUGAGAAGAUGAGGCAAAGAUAUUUCUGUGUCCAGUGCAUUUAUUUCUGAUACUGUACUAGUCAACUCUGAAUGAUUCCUUCUCAAGUAGAUGAAUACAGAAUAAGAACAAUGGGUUAAGUUAGCCCCAGGCAUUCUCAGAUGUUCCCCGUGAGUCAAAUGAUUUGUACCAGCAUACAUGUUCUAAUAGGAUAUUGGCUCCUCUGCACAUAUUAAUGGAAGAUUUUAUAAUUCUGAUUUUGCCUCUCUGCCCCAAUGGUGUCCUCUUGGUGGCAUCAGUGCUAUGGUAUCUUGCCAGUUAUUUCAACAUGUUGCAGGUUCCCCCUGUUGUGUUUUGACACAAUACAUUUAUGUAGUUCAACUUUGGAUCUGGAUUAUAAUGCUAUGUACAUCUAUACUGGGGGGAAAGCUGAGCUUCAGUUUUCUCGUGCUACUGUCCAAAGUAGCCCUACCAGCGUAAUAACAUUGCAAAUUUUAAUGCAGAAAGAACUCAGGCAGAUCCAGUGUAAUCUUCUACUGAAUAAUUUAACUGAAAUCUUGGCUUUCCAUAGUGCUGCAGUUCCAUUUCAGCUUAUUGUUGCAUUUCUUGGGCAAAACCACGGCAAUCCAAUCAUAAAGCAAGGCCCAACAUAACCAAAAUAAACAAAAAGGCCAUCCUUUCUCACCUAAAUGUUAUGUUAACUGUAAUUUUCAAAUCAUUAACUUUGAAAAACAACUGGCAAAACAUGGGGGUGAGGAGAAGAAGAUUUAGGCUCAUAUGCAUUCAUAUUCACUCUCUCUUGGCCCAGUGUACUCGUUUCUUUCUUAAUCUAUGCUGAAAAUACAGAUAAUAAAACUAGAUCAAGACAUUGCAUAUUACUCUCUCUCACACACACACCAUUGUCGUUCUCAAAUGUAAACUAAGAACAAAAAUAUUAAGACAGUUUAUAUUAAUGCAUUUUGAGGCUUGGCUGUAAAUACUAAUGGGGCAGGAAAAAUAUUGUAAAUUCUAAUCUUAAUUGACUUAUAGCUGACUUCUUGCCAAGUUUAUCUCACUUCCCUUCAUAAAUUCGAAGUGGAGUUUUUUUGUAAACAGAUAUGACCCAGCUGCUCAGCUCUUGCAAAGUUUACCCUGUUCAUCUGAAUUGCCAACAACAUUGCCUACAAAGUGCUAAAGAGAUACAAAGAAAGUGUUUUACUGAAAUGCGAUAGAAUCCAGGACAAAAACAAAGUUCUAGGCAAUAAAAAGGUACACCAUCAAUAGAAAUGUAGUUUAUGCAUAACACUGAAAGUCUCCUACCCAAGUGAUUCCGUUGAUGUCAAGGAGGAUGUACCCAAAGUUACUUUUACACAUCCUCCAAAUCAGUCUGUCUUAGUCUGAUUUGUGAAGCAGAAGAACAACUGCUGCUUAUUAAAACUAGAGGCAAAUACACAAACAGACAUGGGCAAGUGUUUCAGAUUAUUUCUAGACACGGGUGCUGACACACUCAGUUUAUUAUGUCAGAAAUCAGUCAAGAGGACCUCACAUCGGGAGCACUUUGAGAUAUGUACAAAUAUUUCAGUUCUCUGUGUAGAUGAUAGUGGGUACAUCAGAACAACUCUCUUGAUGUGAAAUAGACAAUCAGUGAAAGCAUGGAGGCAGGGCGCAUGCCACAGCAGCACAUUCUGCCCUCAGCUUCCACAUGUUCAGUGGAAGGUAUGCACAGGGAGCCCUACGUGUCGGGAGCUGAAUUGGUGUGGGUUCUAUCUGCCCGAUGUGGGAACCUGGAUCCCUGAGUGUGCUGACAGAGCCAAUGUGUGUACAGCUGCAGGUACAGCUUCAACUAAAAAAUGUGCACAUUGGUGAACGGAAUAAAUGAUCCCACCCACCGCCAUGUAUUCACUGAUUGCAUGAAGGCCUCUUCUGAAUGGAAAGCAUUCAGUUCUACACCAUAUAAAUCACAGAAAAAACUCUGCUUCUGGCUCCAUUAAUAAAUAAAAAUUAUAUCAGCGUACAGAAUCCUUCCAUUAACUUUUGAACAACUUCCCUCCCUAACAAAAUGUAAUUUCACAGCACUUGACAUAUUAAAUGCACACCCACAAAAAUAUCUCCCCUAUACUGAUUUCACAUUAAAUCAGUGCAUAACUUUUAUUGCUUUCCCCCAUCAUAUUAUUGUACCUAUUGCUACUGUACAUAUUCUGUAUGUAUAUCUGCUAAUAGCUGUGCUGGUGCUCCAGAUCUUAUAUCCCAUGAACUGGAAUUGAAUGAAUACUGUCUUGUUCAUGUGCACAUUUACAUGACAGAAAGCCAACUUAAUACGAAGAAUGACCCUUCCUAAUGUUGGAGGUAUAAAUGAACAAACACACUGCAGAAGCCAUCACUGCUCAUGCUUUAUGCUUGAAUGUUAACUGUCCUUUGAUGACCUCAAUGUGGUUUACAAUCAUUCACUAGUUAAGGGCUCAUUCACUUGUUCUGUUGUAAGUUGCUAAAUGGCCUACGUGAGAUUUUUGAAUGUUUGUAUGACAGCAUCAACCAAGCUGCAAGCAGUGGUGUAGUGUGGGUUGCCAGCUUCCGGGGCAAAGCAAGUAUUGUGCCCCCUCCUCCGAAAGAGGAAAAAAACCCAGAACACAUAAACACAUACCCCAAGUGAAGUUCAGGAGUUGUGGUGCUUCUCCGGCAAAAGCGCAUGCGGCCUUUUCUAGCCAUAGUGCAGAGGGGUGACUGGAGGGUGCGGGGAGAGGAGGGGUUGGGGAGAAGCAGUGACCUGCCUCCACAAGAGGGUGCAAGAAGAGGAAAUAAUAAAAUGAGGGGAUUCCUUCUAGACCACCUUAAACACCAUGAGGGCACUGCAAUUCAGCAGUUUCAAGGCCUCAGGUGAGAGAGGAGCAGAAAUUUUGCACCCUAAGAAUUUUGUGCAUGGGGCAACAGCUCCUGUGGCACCUCCAUGCUACGCCACUGGCUGCAUGUACCAACAUAUGCUUACAGUCUGCCUUAUGUUUCAAAGUCCAGGUCCAGUCCAUGAAUAAGGCAAAGUGAGGCUGCAGGGUUCACAGAGGCAGCAGAUCCCAAUGUCAGUCUCCCCCCUCCCCUUGUUCCUGAUGUAGAUCUUUCCUCACCCCUUCUUCCCUGGUGGGGAGGGCAGGUCUGCCAUUUUGGGGUCCUCUUCAGGUGCUAGGAUAGAGUGAUUGAGAUGAAGCAGUGGGGCUGUACAGAGUGAGACUCAGUCUUGGACAUAGAUAAUGGAGUUUUCACCCGGCUACUGUCCCUGAGUGUCGUUCACUUUUCUUCAGGGAAAGGGUAGGGCUCCAUUUGGGAACAGCUGUCUGGUGAGGGCAAAACUGAGGGCCGAGCCUCCAAUAUCAGGAGAGCAAGGUUCAGUGCAUCUUAGUGCAUAGAGUACACAGAAACUGAUUUUGUACAGAUUUUUAGAGAUCCCUGAUGUAGGGAUCCUUCCUCCAUAUACACUUGCCUGUCCUAAUGACAAGACAUUUUGUUAAAUCUCUUAUUAAAAUGGAAUGAGCAACUGGCGUAUUUGUUCUUCCUCAUGGGAACAGAAGUGGAUUUUAGGGGGGCUAAGAAGAGAAAAAUUAGAAACUUGUCCAUGAAUACAAAGCCAUAGAAGAUUAUUAAUCAGACGUUUUUCAAUGGAUCCCUUAGAGCUAUUUCCACAUAUAUGUGUUAACACUUGUGUGGAUUUCUGCAGCAAGUGAAGAUAAGAUGAACUGAAGGGAUAUAUCCAUACGUUUGCUCUGAGGAGGCAACAUACUGCAUACAGAGUGCACAUGUACACACUGACAUACACACUUACACUCACACAGAGGUUUACCAUACCACUACAAAGGAGCAAUCAUAGCCUUAGAAUGCAUUUCAAUUGUUUCUUGGCAAGCACAGUUUGCAUUCAGCACUAAACUUGGUACCAAAUGCAAGCUGAGCUGCUUUCUGCUGGGCUUGGAUCUACCUGACAUCCUAUGACAUCAGGUUGGUAUCUCUGCCCACCUGUCAAAUGUGGCCCAUGGAGGUUUGGGCACAAUCUGAUCCAGCUUUCUGGCCAAACAUGGUUCCCCGUGUUAACUCUCCCCUUCCCAGCUGUGACAAUCACUUUCCUUCAUUGAAUUAGACUUGAAAGGAGCCUUCUCUUGUAGCUGUGGCACCUCCAAAUGCUGUCAUCACCCCUGCACCCAAAUUAGGUUUGAAGACAGCCUUCUUUUCCUACAAGAGAAAGGUGAUGGUGCGGGGAGGGGGAGAGAAAGCUGUGGGUGCUGAGGAAGGCCUCACUUGGUACAUGUACGCCUGUGGGUUGGUGACCCCAAGUCAAGAUGAGCUCACAGAGCUGCAACCCUAUACAAGCUAGGGGUGUGCAGAUGAUUUAGAUGAAUCCUAUAUCUUGAACUGAAGUGGAAUACUUUGACAGAUUCAGGGCUUGUCUUAAGCUGACUCUUUCCAAACUGAGAUUUGGAGCCAAACUGAAUCAGGCCACCUCCAAAGGGCUUUGGAUCUAACUGGACAGUUUUCUUAAGUAUCAGAUUGGGGUUCUUCUGAAUUUUUGGUCAAUGCUUGUUCCUUAUAUACAUUUACCUGGCAGUAAGGGGCACUGAAUUUAAUGGGGGCUUACUUCUGAGUAAGCAUGCAUAGGACUGCACUGUAAAUUGGAGUAGUUAGAACAAGGGUGCAAAACAAGUGACCCUCCAGAUGUUCUGCUCCACUUUCCAUCAGUCUCAACUAAGUUGGCCAAUGGACAGGAAUGAUGGGAGUUGUAAGUUCAGUAACAUCUAGAAGACCACAACUUUCCCAAGUGAAGAGGGAGUAUUUCAUGAUUCGCUCAGUGCCUCCUUAAGGGUGAAAGAAGGAUUCAAAACUGAAUUCAUUAUGGUGUGUAUGCUAUAGCAGUGGGAUAUGGCAGUUAUUUAAGUUAAUCAGUGCAGGGAAGGAUGUGAUAUCAUAUAUAAGAUAUAAAAUAGUGAAUGUUAUCCUUUCAGACACUGGUCUUCCGUUGUGUGCAGUCACUCUACUGUAGCUCUGUUCCAGCAAUAGGGAUCUCUUUCUAGAUCACCUACUGCAGGAGGGCACUAAAGAACUGGCCUCUCCUUUUCUAAUCUGUGACUGACUGCAUAUUGUUUUAGUAUCUUAUCUUCUAAGCAAAUUGUAGUGUGAAGUGUUAGAUUGAUCAACAUAUGGAUUGUAAAGAGCAAAAUACUCAGUGGACUCCCCCACCUAUCUUCUAGGCACUGAGCAAAAUGUCUGAAGCACCACCUAAACUUACUUUGCUGCUGGGAACCAAAAUGCGUAAAGUUUAAUUUUACCAGAAGGUAAAUUGCAAGAAGAGGGAUUUUUAAAAAAACACAAUGUAUACUUUGAAAAACAGAGUUCAUGAAUACAAAUUGUAAAGUUGACACGUUUACUGUAUAGCAUCAUUUUUAUUUUGAAACAAGUAACACAAAAUGCAUUGUUAUCACAACUGUGACUUUGGUUGUACAGACAAGAAAUAUGUUCAUGCAUUUUCCCACCAAACAAAAGGCAGAAAUAAAAACACUUUUCUUUUUGUAUUAUACGCUCAAAGGUAUUGCAUCCUCUUUAGCUUUUCUCUUACUAUAGCUAUAGUUUUGAAACCCAUUGCUCACAUGAUUAAGCUACUAGAAUUCAUUGGCGUUACGUGUGUGUGAUAAUUUUAAAGACUAAAUAUGUUCUAAGGGUUCCCUCAACCAUUUGGACUUGAUUGGGGGAGGGUGCGUGGGGCAUGUGGGGAAAGGAGAGGAAGAGUAAGAUCCAUUGCACAAGCUGGAAUCCUUGUGCUUGUGGAUCUAGGAAAUUGGUGAUCAGCCAGUGGGUCAUGGCCUGAUCCAAAGUGGGUCACAACAGGAGCACUACCACCAUGCAAAUAUACGGUAAACGAUUAAGAGAUAGGUCCCCAAAUGCAUGUUUGGGUUGAAAGCGCAUUCUGGGUCUGAAAAGAUAGAAAACAGGUCAUCUCUGUAAUGGGAUACAACAGAAUACAUUCCAAAUACAGUGGUACCUCGGGUUACAUAUGCUUCAGGUUACAUAUGCUUCAGGGUACAGACUCCGCUAACCCAUAAAUAUUACCUCGGGUUAAGAAUUUUGCUUCAGGAUGAGAACAGAAAUCGUGCAGCGGCGGCACAGCGGCAGCAGGAGGCCCCAUUAGCUAAAGUGGUGCUUCAGGUUAAGAACAGUUUCAGAUUAAGAACAGACCUCCAGAAUGAAUUAAGUACUUAACCCGAGGUACCACUGUACCUUAUUUCUAUGCUGUAGGUGCUGAACAUGAGGGCAGGUCUUGAACUGCACCAUUCAAGAUACUGUAGUUCUGAUUCUGUCAUCAAGUUUUGCAGCUUUGCCACUCUAGUCCCAGUCAUUUGGCACAUAAGAACAGGAGCAAGGCUAAUACUAGUAAAUCACUUGGGAUGCAGUCACCACUUUAGCAUGAGAGGUAAUGAGGCCUGCUUAUCACCACCAAGAGCAGAGUCAAUAUCAAGACUGAGUCCCUUUUUUAUUUCAGAGUUUUCCAAAUCACCACCCACCCAAGGAUAUUAUGUAGCAUAGAAACAAGCGGAUUGAGGCCUAUGCAUGUCAAGGUCUGAACCAUUGUAUAAAUAUUUAUUUUGUAUAUUCAUAGCCUGUUUUUUGAUCUGAAAAAUCUACUAGGUGGCUCACAGUUCAGAUGAGAUCGGGCAUGUUCAAGGUAGUAUGGCCGUAGACUAGGUGGCUCACAUUUGAUUUAAAAUCCACAACUUGGCUGGAACUGGAAAUGGCUUCAGUUCCCCUGGUAGAUUAUCUACACUGGGAACUAGAUACUGGGAGUGGGUACCUUUUGGCUCUGACCCUCUAUUACAGUAGCCCAUAUUACAUAUUAUAGUAACCCAAUAAUUAAAUUUUAUCCUCACAACAACCCUGUGAGGUAGGUUAGGCUGAAAGACUGGACUGAAGUCACCUAGUGCGUUUCAUGCCUGAGCAGAGACCAGGUCCUAGUCCAACACUUUAACCACUACACCACACUGGCUCAUGACUGGAUCAGCCAAGGUCGGUGUAGUCCAGGAUACUGGUUCCAAUAGCGGCCGCUUGGAAGGAAGCAAAUGAUGGCUUAUACAGGAAAUGUUGUAUAGAGGCUCAUGUUUCCUUAUGCUAUGAUUAUGAGAAUGGAAAAGGCUGCUGAGAUUGGGAUUUUAUGGAAGGAUAAGAAAAAAGGAGCCUGUCUCACCUUGUGCAUGUUUAUGCAUGUUUGCUGGUGUGAUUUCCGUAGAGUUCAACAGGGCUUACACCCAAGUACUGAUUGCACACAUUCUCCCCAUUUGCACCCACGUCCUCUACUUUUUCUGUUGCCUCCUCUAUUUCAAGCAACUAUAUAAACAGCAAACGCCUUAUGACAGGGCAAAAUUGUCGUUACUCUAUAAUGCUUGAUGCCCAUAAACAAUGCAUGGAGCCCAUGAUGCAGACCCUCUAAGUGUCCCUGUUUUCCAGGGACGGUCCCAGAUUUACAGAAGCCAUCCUGGUUUCUGAUCCUGGAAUGUCCUGCUUUUCCUUAGAACGUCCCUAUUUUCAUUGGAGAAAUGUUCAAAGUAUGGACUCGAGCCCCAAGCCAAGGAGAUAAGUAGGUAAUCAUACCUUUAGAAAACAUCUGAAGGCAGCCCUGUAUAGGGAAGUUUUUAAAUGUUAAAUGUUUUAUUAUGUUUUCUAUAUAUAUUGGAAGCCAACCAUAGUAAUAAUAAUAAUAAUUAAUAAUAAUAAUAAUAAUGGAAUAUUCCUAUUGUCAUGGGAGAAAUAUUGGAGGGUAUGCGUGAUGGUGCUGCAUACACAACAGCAACACAUGUUAAGUAUGUAUUGGACUACUGCCAGACAGAGAAAGCGGUUUAAUAGCCUGUGACAAAAUUUCCCUCUAGGAUUAAUUGUGGGUUAGAUUGGAUGAACCAAGGGUGGGGGAUCCUGGAAGACAACAGCUCCGAGGGGACUGAGCCAUGGAUCCCCUGAAGAGAAUCAGGACUGUAGCAUAACUGAGGCAAGCGGAGAUGGAUAAAGCUCUCCUCAGCAUCUUUCUUUUUUGAGGAACCUCGUUUUUUACACGGAGGCUUCCUAGCUCUCUGAGGCGGCAAGCAAGGAAGUUGGCUUUAAGAGCGCCCGAGAGGAGAAACAAGUCCAUUUCUGUGCUGUUUUUCCGAGCCGCUGAGAUUUGUAAAGUUAACCGAGCCGCUCGAGAGAAGAUACUAUUGCCGCGCGCGCCAACCCCCCCCCCCAUCUCCCUCCGUGAGGGAAAGGAGAAGGCGGGAGGGGAAAAAAAUAGAACAGCGCGCUCCCGCCGCCGCCGCCCAAACCGGAGGCGCGUUCCCGGUCCAAGGCGGCGCGCGCGCAGCCGGGCCGUCACGUGGCCUGCCUGAGGAGGAGAGGAGGAGGCGGAGCCGCGGCCGGGCUCGAGGGUCGGUGUCCUGGAGGUUCGGGCUCGCGCUGACCUCUCCCCACCCUCAGCCUCCGCCCCCCACCACCCCGCCCGCUUCUCCUUUCCCGCCAGGGCGACCGGCGGCGGCGGAAGGAGCGUGGCGGCGUUGUUGCCCGAAGCCGCUGCUUUCUUUUGGGGGCCGGGAGCGGGCGCGUUGAGCGGGAGCAGCAGCGCCACCAGGUGAACGCGCGCGACCGGAUUCCGUGUGGUGUGUGCGUGCGAGGCGGGGCCGAGCGGGUGGGUUCCCGGCGGGUGGGGGUGGGGGGCGGGAGGGCCGAACGGAGGAGCAGUUGCCCGGCAGGCGCGAGGGGAGCAGGGCCCGGCUGUGGGAGGGGCUCUGGUGACAGCCGUUGAGAGGGACGGGCCUGGUCAGGGUCGCCCGGGACGAAAGGGGGGGCGGGGCGGGGGCCUCCCAAGGGCCGUGCGUGGCGACCGGGGAGGCCUGGCACUACCGAGGGCGAGUGACGGACGGUGCCAGGUCUUUGGGAACAGGGGGAGGAUGUGCUUCAGGAAAAGCAGCGUAUUGGCUGAGCCCGGACUUGGGAGGAGGAAAGUGUGUGUGUUGGUGGGGGGGGGUCCUCGCACUCGGGCCUGGUCUCUCAACCCGCAACCCCCCCACCCCGGCUUACUAGAUGCCCUUUGACUACGAGAGAAUGGCCCAGGUUUAGACACAAGGUGGGGGGACCUCCAGGACAAAACACAAUGGCCGCCCCUUUGCCUCGCAGCGCCCAGUCUCAUAGGCAGUCCUGUUUUUUUGGUACAAAACUCUCGCUUCGUUUGGUUUCCCUUGGUCAUUGGUAGUGCACACGUGGAGUUGGCAGCAGGGCUUCGCCCCUGAGUCCAGAAGGACUGGGCCUCCAAACGCAUUGCCCUGCUACAUUUCCAGCAAUUGUUUUGUUUUUAAAUCGCUUGUCAAAUGUGCCAGGCUCUUUGAGGUGAGAUUCGCCUCUUUUCAAGAUGCCCAGAGUGGUAUGUGUAGUCGGGCUUUAUGCUUCUCUUAAAGUCCUGAGGAGCCCAGACUGAAUAAUUUAUCUGUAGCCUGACUUUUUCACUAAAUUAUUCACACAUGUCUAUUUCAGAAUUAUCAGAUACACAAAGAGUCAUGCUGCUGGUUUAUAACUUGGAUUGAUUGGGAUAAUGGAAAAAGUUGAUAUGGAUGGGCUUAUUGUGUGUAGGUGGGCUGCCGAUUGGGGUUAACAAAUCUCAUUAGAACCACAAUACUUUUUUGACAUGAUAUGUAGACAAAAAUGACUCAUAUUAAAUGGUCCUUCUGGUGUCACAUAAGCUUUGAUAUAUGAUAGGUUGGAUAUGAAAUAACAUGUGAUGUAUCCAUGGAAGUUUUAGUAUCUUGUUUGAUUAUGGCUCUUACCUGAUGUUCCAAGUAAGAGGUCCUUAUCCCAAGAAACCUUUUGAAAUCUUAAAAACUGGAGAGUAAUUCGUUUACUGUUAAGUAUGGGAAUUGGUAGCACUUAACGACUUGGUCUUAGAGGCUGUUCACACAGCAAAGUUAUCCUAGAAUAACCCCGGGAAAGGACAUUGUCCGAGGGUGACCCUGUGGCCUAAGUUAAGGGACCCAGAACCCUAAGAACAUCAGCACUUUUGUUUUUAAAGCUUAUUGGUUCCUUCUUUAUAGAAUAUUUUGAAUGGCACAUUUUACUCCUUUGGGUUUAUAUAUUUGUUUGAAAACAAAUGAUCAAAAACUAUCAGCGAUGCAUAGGGAAGCUUUUAAUGUUUGAUGUAUCACAGUAUUUUAAUAUUCUUUUGGAAGCCGCCCAGAGUGGCUGGGGAAACCCAGCCAGAUGGGCGGGGUAUAAAUAAUAAAUUAUUAUUAUUAUUAUUAUUAUUAUAUUGUAAGCAUUUGUUUUGGUCAUAGGGCGCUCACAUUACCAUUUAAAAUGCAAGAAAAUUCAGUCAUAUCACUACUGGCUGGAAAUGUCACUGAAAUAACAAAUGAUGUAACCUGUGAAUAGUGGUAACUUCUGCAAAUUGCUUGGGACUGUUGGGGGUUUGAGAUUCUUUGGUGGUUUAAAGUUUGGCUAAUUAUUCUGCUUGUUCAGCCCUUGUUCCUAUAGUCUAAACUCUUGAGGGUUGUUUUGCAGGUGGCAAAGUGUAACUUAAAUGGCUGCCAAAUUUAACACAGGAAAGAGAAUUCUAGCUUUGGACUUUGUUUGCAUUUAAAUUUGAUAUGCCUUCUCUUUGUCUAAAGAAAUUACCUUAUAGGGGCAAAUACAACCCCUAAUAACAACUUGAGCAUAAUACUGGUUUAAUAUGAGCAAUUGUUUUAUUGGCACUCUUUUUUUAAAGGAAAAUGAAGGGUAGAAAGGGUCCCUCAUUCUCUCUAAUUAAUGCAGAGGCUCAUUAUUAUUAUUUAUUAUAUUUAUAUACCGCCCUUAAUCUGAAGAUCUCAGGGCGGUUCACAAGAUAAAAAUACAAGAUAAAAACACAAAUAAAUAGUUACAACAAAACAAAACAAUGCCCCCACAUAAGUACUUGGAUGUAUUUUGUGGGUUAAGACGCAAAUUAUAUGGGUUUGACCAGGAACUGAAAGAACCUUUCUAAGUGGAGUUCCCAAUGAAUAUGAUGUGGAAAGUAGUAGUAUUUACAGACAAGUGAUUGACUUUGUUGGAAUAUACUUUAGUAUUACAAUGCUUCAGUAUAUAUAUAUGUGUGUGUGUGUAUGCAACUGGUCACAUAAAAUUUCAUAGCAGUGUACAAAGUUAAAAUAACAUCAACUGUAGCCAAACAAUGAAUGGGAAAUACAAAUUUCUGUUAAACAAUCUUGGAUAAAAUGUAACAGGUAUGUAAUGUAGAGCUUAAUAUUUAAUACAGUAUUUAAAUAUGCUGAAUCUAUAAUCUUCUGGAGAUUGUUGAAAAUUCACUGGUAAAUAAUUGUGAGUGGGUAGGAACUUGGAGAAAUGCAACUGUGUGGCUACAAAUGCUAAAAGAAUGUACCAACACAAUUAUCUUUCUGAGUUGUAGCCUUAGCUCUUAAACAAAAGAAUUGUAACUUAUUACACAGCAAAUUAUUUUGGAAUAACAAAUCACUGUGAAUUGCAGCCUUUGGUCUUCUACAUAAAAUAUGGUGCUUUAUCUAGCAGUUAUCUUCUUACUGGGCAAGUUUUUGUUUUUCAUAAUCUAAUUGAAAAAAGUAUUGGGCUGCAAUCUUUACACACAUGGUAAAAGACUCACUGAAUUCCAUGGGAUUUACUUCUGAGUAGUCAUGUGUGGUGUUGUACUGCUUUUUUCAUAGUACACUAAUUGACUGGGCAUCAGAGUACUUUUUGUUGGUGCUUCUCCCUCAGCCUGGCCUCUGUUUUCCAUUUAUUUGUUGUGAAAUAUUCCACCACUCAUACAUUCCCUAAUAUGUUAAGUUUUAAAUUUUUGCAACAGAGUGUUUUUUCAUUUCUAUGAAUUAAUCCAACUCCUGACUUCUUUCUGGUUCUGUUAUGAUGGGUGUAACUCUUCUAUAUUGUAAACAUUUUGUUGUAAACCAUCAUGGGAGAUGUUUGCCUAAAGGGUGGUAUACAAAUAUACCAAAUAAAUUGAUUUUAAAUGCCCUUGUUGCUAUUAUGUAUCUCUGCUACUGUAUAUGAGAGGUUUUUUAAAGUUCAGAAGGUGAGAAUCUUAUGACAUAUUAUGCAAGCAGCUGAACUGAGAAAGAGUAAAACUGCUAGGAUCCUUGUUUUGGCUUGGCAGAUGCACACAUCUUUUUGCAAAUAUUUAUUACACUGUGUAAUUUGUACAUAUAUGUUACAUAUUCUUCACAAUGUGGGGCACAAUGUUUCCCAUUGUGGGCUGGGCUACAACAAAAAAUAUAAGAUCUAAACAAAAAAGCAUACAACACCAAUUCACAGUAAAAAAAAGUAUAGCAUCAGUUACAAAAGGGAAAACAGAUUCAGCCAUCCCCAAAAGUUCAGGUAAAAAGGUGCUCCUUGGCAUGGUGCUGAAAUGUGUGCAAAAUAGGUGCCAGGACACAUUGGGAGAGGGAGUUCCAGACCUUGGAGGCCACUAGAAAGAAGUCUCUUCCAUGUGCUAAUGUGCUGCCAUGCCUUGAAUCUUCUAGGGCAACAGAAAUGCUAACAAGGCCUCCCACAGUGAAAACACCUCUUAGUUUGGUCUGUUUGGGACAAGUUGAUCUUUCAUGUAUGUUGGAUCCAUACCAUUUAGGACUUUAUAUAUCAAAGAAAAGACCUUCCUGAGGCAGUUUACAAUAUGACAAAACCGUAUACCAAAACAAGGUAAAAUUUAGUCAAGGAAUAAAGUAACAAUAAUACUAAUAGGAGAACAAAAAGCCAAUUGACGAAAAGAUGGCUUUAAAAGUGAUUGAUGCCGCUCCUUAUGUUGUCUCUGUGGUCUGCUGGAAAUUCCAAAUCAUUUUUUGCAACCAACUUUCUACCUUCUGUUCUUCCUUCUCUCUUGAGUCUGAAGGAGAACUUGCUUGUAAAAUAUGUGCCACCUGUAUAGGUCACUCACAGAUCUAGUUUGCAUUCUUUAAUACAACAUCUAAAGUGGUCCUGGUAGGGCCACUUCAGAUAUUGAAGUUUUCCUAUAGGGAAAGCAUUAAUGUUCAUACUGCUCAUUUGGGGGUGAUUCCACAUCUCCAUACAUAUAGUGUAGCUGUAAUUGGCCACACUUGCAUGUUUAGAAAAAGUUGGUGUAGCAUGUUUCAGUCUACCUGUUGAGUGCUUGGAUUUUUGUGUACAGUACUAAUUUGUGUAGAAAAAGCUGUCUGAAGCAAUUUGCAAUAAUUCCCCACUGUUAUCCUAGAACAAAGAAAUUUUAGACACAUAGUGGGAUUACUUAUAAUCUUUUUUCUUUUCUCUAACCUUUUGCAGUCUUUGCCAAAUCCUGGUUGCUGCUUUGCAUAUCUAAAGGAUCUGUCCCUUUCACUUCUUGCAUCUUCGACCAAACAUUUGUUCACCCACAUCUUAUAUUACAGCAGUUCCAUCAUGCUACUAUUGCUCCAGACUUGCUUUGUGGUCUCUAGAAACAAAUGCGACAUGCACUGACUUCUUGUCUUUUGCUACACCAGGUUCUGGUCCUUAGAGCUAAGGCUGUUCAGUUCCCAACCCCCACAUUCUCAUGUUCUGCACACUUACCUGUUAUCAGUUUUCUUUCUUUCCUUUUCUUACUUUCUAUGUGUCUGGUCAAAUUUCCCCUAUGAUGUAGGUUGUCCACCUGUGCCCUACGGGCAGAGUAGGCACCAGACUAUGGGCCUUUCCUUUUAGGGGCCCCAUGACAAUGGAUCAAAAUAAAAUUGAUUUGAUCUUGAGAGAAAAUUACAAAAACAUAUUGGAGAUAAUGUGUGAGCCCCCCACCCCCCGAUUUUGAGUGCCUAGGGGCCUCCACAGGGUUUAAUCCAGCACUGUAAAUGGUUUGUGACCUGGAUACUUUUAAAGUCUCCUCCUGAACAAAUCCUGAAUAUUUUUAUUUGUUGUAUCCUUAAAAUGAGCAUCUAGUUAAGUAAAUUAGCCUGAAGUUUAAUGUACUUGUCUGGCACUGUGACAUGUGUUACAAUGGAUGUCUAAGAUUUGGCAAGUGUCAACAAUGGUAGACCAAAUAUUGUGCAUGCCAAAACUUGAGACAAAUAUCACUGAAUAUCAACACUUAAUAUACAUUAAUGUACUCCAAAAAAUUGGGCAAAACAACUAUUUUCAGACUUAGCAGGGAUUCACAUGUUAAAGUCAACAUGCAUUAGAUUUUGGCUAUUAGUUUAAUUAAUUAAAAAUUACUUUAAACCUUUUUAAUUAUUUAAAAUGCAACCCCCAUACAUAGACACAUAGAAUCAUAGAAUUAGAGAGUUGGAUGGGACUCUGAGAGUCAUUUAGUACACGCCAUCCGACAUCCAAUUUGAAAUCAUCCUUAACCCUGCUGAGCUUUGAAAAUGUGCUAGCAGUUUUACUGUUGCACCACUGGAGAAGUGUGAUCAAGCAGUCCUGACUAACAGUGCUGGGUGCCUCAGUUAUAUUACUGGGUCAUUCCAUAUCAAGUGAUCAAAUUUUUAAUGAUUUUUUUUUUACUUCAUGUCAUCCAGUUUUCUUAAAAUUUUGUGCAUUUAUUGAACAAUCAAAACUAAGUUUAAAUCCAACAUUUUAUUUUUUUAUCUCCUCCCAUUUUUGAGUUAUGAGGGUGAUGUCAUGUGCUGUUGUUCAUUUGAGGUUGCAUUUGCCCAAUUUUAAGACCUGGUGAGGAAUAGAUUAUUAUUAUUAUUAUGUCUUGAUAUGUAAAACCACAGAAUUCAAAGAGGGUGUACUUUCUUUUCCUGUGACUGUAUAUCUGAGUUUCUAACACUGACAAGAAUAGUGUUACAGUUUCAAUGCCCAUUACUGUUUUCUCAGUCUAAUGAAACAAUGUUUCAUAUUUACAAAGCAGAAAAGUAAAAAUAAAUAAAUCAGAUGCCGUUAUAACAUUACUGUAUUGCCACUUUUUGCUGAACCUCAAGACAGUAUUCUCACCUACAUCUACCUGUUUUGGCAGGUAACACAGCUAUAUAGACAGGUUUUUAAGGAUCUGCCAGUUCUAGAUAACUAUAAGCAUGAAAGCAUUCUAUGUUGGUCCCAGCCCAUGGUGUGAAGGCACAGGUUGUAGCAGUUUUGUGGAAGCUAAGCAGAUCUAGAUCUGGUAAGCAUUUGGAAGGGAGUCUGUCUAGAAAUUCUAUGCAUGUUGCUUAGAGUUACAUCAUUUGUGUUCCUUAUGUCUUGAUAGCUACAUGCCAGGUGCAGGGAACAUUUGACUCUCCAUAUGUUGCUGAAUGAAACUCACACCACCCCUGGUAAUUGGCCAUGUUUUCUAAGGCUGAUGGGAGUUGAAGUUCAGCAAUAUCUGGAGGACCAGAUAUAUACUGUCUCUGAAUGCCCGUUAGAGUUAGGGAGUGAUAGUAGGAGAAAGCUGCUCUGUUUGUUUCCUGUUUGUAGUUUCCAACUUAACAUGUAUGGGACAUAUUGGAUUGUUUUACUAUCAUGGAAGAAAGAGUCUUAGGGCAUAGUUGGGAAUUCAUAAAGAGACAGAAUGGUUAGAGGUCAUUCUCUGUCACAGAGGUCCAAAGUACCCUAAUAGGUUUUGUGUGUGUGUGUGUGUGUGUGUGUGUGUGAGAUAGAGAGAGACUGUUUAUGUUAGCCUGGAGUUUUUUUGAAAUGAAAUCAUAUUGGACCCCCUUAGCAGAUUGACACUGUCAAAAUAAAUGGUGGAGGUUGCCUGAACCUAUGAGGUGCUAUGUUUCUCAGCUUAGGAUCUCAUAGGACCAGACACAAUGGUUCUGACAGUGGCCCAAGUCCAUCUGUAGUGGCUUUGAGCUGGGCACAAUGCCACUCUGACCACACCACCACUUUAAUACAAAGGCACGGAAUGCAAGAAGUUCUAUAUGUUUGUCAGGCCUUUCUAAUAAAGGAAAGUUGGUAAGCUGAACUGAGCUUUCCUGAUAAUAAAUAUAAGAGGAGGAGAAUAAUGUUUCUUGGAGAAGGGGUAGAGUUAGACAUCUGUUGUGGACCAUUUGUAUUGAACUGUACACCUAUGAGAAAACUUGGGCACCCCUUUUAUUUUAUUUUUGUAGUUGGCAGAAGUAUUAUUGUCUGAUAUGCUUAUGGCACUAAUGACCUUAUAUAAAGUUAUGUCAAGCUGCUUGUUUGUUUGUCUGGCCUUAUAUGGAUCCAAAAAAGGGCAACCAUAUUAGAUACCUUAUUUUACACUUCACGUGUAAUUUGGACAUUUUAUUCAGUUCCUGGACAAAUAGCUUGUAAAGGGUGGGUGCCAUAGCUCAGCAAUACAUAGGAUUCAUUGCAUGCGUAAUAUUCCAGAUUCGGCCCCUUGCAUCUCAGAUAGCCGGACUUGGAGAGCUGCUGCCUGUCAAAGGGUUAGACUGAUCAAGUAGUCUGACUGUGCAAGUUACUUUCAUAAGCAACAUUAUACAUGUGUGUGUUUUUCUUCUUAGGGUUAAACUCAAAGUGUGCUGAGACACAAUCAUCUAAAAUGCUUGUUAGGUUGAGAUUAAUGAAUGCCGUUUUAAACAACAUAUAAUGAAGAGCCUCUGAAAGUUCAUCUUGGUAAGUAAAAAGGGAAUAGAGAUAUUUUGGUUUCAUGUAUUGCUAAUCAUAUGUACUUUUCUUUAUGCCUUACUUUAUGUUCCAUAGUUUUGGUGACCCUGUUGGUCUAGCUGUUGGAGUUGGAAAUUUUAUUAUAAGAGGGGUUGAAGUAUCCCAUCACAAAUUCAGUGACAUUCUCUUUAGUAUGGAGAAAGUCUAGAGUCUGCUGGUUGGUAUGGCCAGUGAGCAUAUUAGUUGUGGUAAAGCUUACAGUCAUGCCCUUGUUACUUCUUGAACAUGUGAGAGGGUUUGUUUGAAAAUUCCUAUAGCUAUAUGCCAAACUGACAGGUGUAUUUUAGGCAAGUACUUUUUAGAAACUUUAUAGGGAAAGCCACUAGAAGAGAAUUUGGAGUGUGGAAAUUAUGGGUAGGGAAAUCUUGCUCCUCUACUGCUUCUCCACUCUAAAACUAAAAUGGUUUUACUUUGUUUAAACAAAUUAUAUAUAUUGGAGUUUAAUGAGCAGAUAGCACAUGAACAUAGGGUGGGAUACAAAAAAGUUGUUGAGCUUUUUUGGGAGGGCAAGGUUGUUGAGCUAUUUCUGAAGAAAAUCAGGAAAAAAAACUCUGCCAAUUUCUGCCCGGACACUGCAAUAUUCCAGAAAUGUCAACCCUAGGUUUUGCAGACAUCUUGUCUGUGCAAGCAUUGCCAGAUGGAACAAUCCCCCCUCUUCUCCCCUGUGCAUUGUUCUGGGGGCUCACCCGCUCUAGCCAAGCUUGGGGGCAUGUGACAGAGAGGAGAGGGGGAAAGCCCCAUUGUGCAAGCAGGCGUGAUGGAUUCAAAUCAAAGUUUCACAGGUCUAAAUUCAAUGUUUUCCACAAUUCUCUUGUUUGUUCACCAGUAGCUAGAGUGUGAUAGCAUACAACAAACAGCUGAAAGAAGAUGUGGUUUGCUAAUGUAUUUUAUUUUUUAAGAAACAGAGGCUUGUGGAGAGUUAAUUAUUUUUCCCUUCUUCUUGAAAAAAAUCUUUUAGGUUUAUUGUUAUCUAG
This is a messenger RNA of Podarcis lilfordi (Lilford's wall lizard), 44543 nucleotides long. Lineage: Eukaryota; Metazoa; Chordata; Lepidosauria; Squamata; Lacertidae. The record is from the annotation of a GenBank genome assembly.